Podarcis lilfordi (Lilford's wall lizard) is the source of this 65690-nucleotide messenger RNA. The record is from the annotation of a GenBank genome assembly. Lineage: Eukaryota; Metazoa; Chordata; Lepidosauria; Squamata; Lacertidae.
GCAGCAGCAGCAGCCGGAGGGCAAGUAGCGGCGGCGGCGGCGCUGGUGUUGCUGCUGCCAUUUGCGAAGUGGAGACGGGAGUCUGCGGACCCGGCGCGCCAGCAGCAGCAGCAGCAGUGGCAGCUGGACCCAGAGCGCCGAGCGCGCAUGGAGCCGGAGUUGGGUGCCUGCUUCCCUUCGCGUCCGUGGAGCCCCCGCGGCGGCGCGAAGCUCCUGCUGCUGCUCUUGACGGUGCGCCUGGGCAGCUGGUGAGUAGCCGAGACUCCGCACGUGCCCGCCCGGUCCUGCCUGUGGCCACUUCGCUGCACUUAACCUAAGGUUACCAGAUUUUUAUUUUUUCCCAGGGACAUUUUUUCAACUUCAAUGGAUUUUGUAUGGGGACUGGUUUGCAAAUCCGGGGACUGUAUGCAUGCAUACAGUCUGGUAAAACUUAAUUUAACCCUGCAUUCGAUCGGCGCAUCUGGAAAGCAAAGGAAGCACUGUGCUUUUUCCUGCUUAGGGGGUUCGGUCCUUUGGAUGGCAUCAUCCUCAUCCUCACGCUGCCAUCACUUUCUGUUCUGGUCCAGGACCGAGCGCCCGCGUUGCUGGAAGGGAGCUGUUGCAACUCGCCACCUAGACAAAAACAGCUGCUCUCCUCUCCUGCUCCUUUUCCGAGUGUGAACUUCUUCUCUGGGAAGCUUGAUCCAGUCCGGGUCGAUUCUGAAGCAAGUCCCUAGGGAGUUAGAAAUUGUAGAGUUGGAAGGGACCCUGAGGGUCAUCCAGUCCAGCCCCCUGCAGUGCAGGAAUUCUCCCCACAGACGUCCCUGGGUCGAACCCACCAACCUUCUGGUUAACCGUUAGGCACACUGACCCAUUGUGCUACAGGUUGCUGAGGUUUAUUCUUUAAAAGGAGGGGUGUGAUUUGGGGUUAUUGGGAGUUGCGAAGCCCUAAGUGUGUCUGCUUAGAAACAGUAAAUCCUAGAAUUGUACUGUUGGAAGGGAUCCCGUGGGUCGUCGAGUCCAACUCCCCCUGUAAUGUAGGGAUUUUUUGCCCUACAUGGGGCUUGAACCAAUGAUCUACGAGUCUCAUUCUCUACCGACUGAGCUGUCCCAGGUCACUUCUAAGGAAACCAAGGUAGGGUAGCAGACUUGAGCCCCUAGCCUUGGUGAGUUUUAGUAGAAAGUUUUUUUUGUCUUUUGGAGUGGGGAACAGCCACGUGUUGACUAACAGCCCGAUUCCCUCUGAAGUAAAUUCCUCUAAGCAAAUUCCCCUUAGGUUAAGGUUCUUCUUGUAAGCAUGUAUAUUAGGAUGGGGCUAAAUGGGAAUUAUUUUGGGGUAGGAAUGCACAGGGAAUCAUGUUGCAGUGCUGAAAGCCUAAGCACAUUCAGCUGGAAGUUAAAGCCUUUUGAAAACAGCACCCAGUGCUUCUCAGGAAGCAUACAUGCAAACUUACUUAUUGGGGAAUAUGUCAUACAGAAUCUAAAGGGACUUCCUUCUGAGUAACCCUGUUUAGUAUUAGGCUGGGAGCCUGAAGCACUUGGAAAUAAGUUCCACUGAGAUCAGCAGGACUUGCUUUCAACUAACUGGGGGCGGGGGAGUAUAACCCCUGUGUCAGUCUUCCGUGCCUUCCAGAUGUUUGGACUACAGUUCACAUGGGGGUAGUUCUGGGAGUUUUCUGCAGGAAAGGAUCUUCUGGGUUUUGUCCUGAAAAGUGGCUGGUUUUGCCAGAGGGCUGUGGAAGGCACUGUAACUGGGAGCAGAAGUUUUAUGCUCUUUCUUCCUGUAGCAUCGAGUCAUUCAAAAUUCUGCACUGCACUGCUAGCACUUCUGGGUGAAAAGCAACUGGUCUUCUGUGUGCACGAACUGUCUUCCUGUGAUCUCUCAAAACUACAGAAAAUGGUUGUUCGAAAGAGUGUUUACUUGCAGAGCCCGCGGCUUGGCUAAACCUGAUCUUUAAUGAUCCGGGGAAACUACAGCCACAGCUUUUUACACUCCUUUGCCCUUGAUUCUUUCACUAUGUCUUUAGCAAUAGGAUAUAUUUUGGAUAGGAAGCCUUGGAAAUAUUGCGCCUUGUGAAUACACAUGGAACAGCUGGGGUGCUCCUUCAGAGAUUUUGCAAACCUGAUGGAUUGGUAAUGUAAAAGGAUUGCCAGGCUGACCCUAAAGAAGCAGCACUUCGCUGAGGAAGGCAAGCAUGCUGCUUCCAAGAUUUUUUUAGGGGAAGGAAAGGAAAUCAGCUGUCCCUUUUCAAUGCCUUGAAUAAUUCAUAGAUACUGUAAUGGGCAUUGUGCCAUCAGUUUGCAUUUCUCAUAAAGAUAUUAAAUUGCAAUGCAAUGGGACAAUAGAACACUCCAUUGUCAUUUUUUAAAAUGACGUAGGCCAAAUCAUUAAGCAGGGUGGGGGAAUAUUCCGGAUAUGCAGUAUCCAGGGUGGGGGUUUUUUAUAUUAAAAAAGUGUUUAAAAGUAUUUGAAUUCAUCCACACUGCACUAUCAUUCGUGCAUCUGUGUCAAGUGUGUGAAUCUUAAGAGUGUGCCUCAGCUUCAUCACUGGCCAGAAACAUCUCUGAUUAUCCAUUAUUAUUAUUAUUAUUAUUUAUUAUAGCAUAUGCUGUAGUUUGAGCCCUCUCAAAGGCUGGUGGGAGGGGGAGACUUGUCAGGUUAUGGUAACGUUUCAAAGGCAUUGAUGAAAAUGACACCAGCACAGCUAAGGCUUCUUGUGAAUGAAUCUUAAUGAAACGAGUUGCUCCUCAGGAAAAAUAAUAAUAUUCAAGUGGGUACAUUGUGUUUGCAGAGGGGGGAGAGAACAAUCACCUGUGAUCAUUUAGCUAGUUGACAGACUUUGAGGGGAAAGGCAGGGACUGGGGAGGGAGGUAGUUUGGAAAUGGGGCAGAGCAGGAAAUGAACUAUUACUGCAUUCCUUAGCGAAGAGACAAAAGUUAGAGGAGGAUUCUGUAACUGCACUAAGAACGUUUGAUUUUGCAGUUUGUGUGCAAUUAUCCUCAAAUUACAAAACUAUUAAAUGGGGAGCGGGGAGGGUGGGGGACUGCUUGACUUGUCGUUUUUGAUUCCAGGCAGCACUUCCUCAGCUGAAUGCUCAGUGUAAACACCAGCACCUGCAUCAACUGGUUUUCUUUAAAGGCACGCCUCCCCCCACCCCCGGCCCCAUUCACAGGAUAAUGGAUAAAAUGGCUGUAAGUGAAGUGAGUGGUUUUCAGAGCUAGACACGUGGCUUUGCCUCCUAGAAUUGUUAAAGCUCUAGUGGUUUUGUUCAUAGCUCUACAAUGCCUGGGCAGUAGGUCAGCCUCCCUCAACCUGGCAUUCUCCAGAUGUUGGGACUACGGCUUACACCAGCCUCAGCAGGGCUGGAGUGACCUGUAGUCCAAACAUCUGGAAGGCAUGAGAUUGGGGGAGAUUGACACAAGGCUAUACUAUUCCCCUGCCCCUUUAAACAUCCUUUUGCCAACUGAAAAAAAGUUUAGAAUGGAUAUUAUUAUCUUGACAGCAUGUACAAUGACAAUCAGAAUGCUUCAUAUUGGUAUUGGUGAUUUUUUAGGAGGCGGGAUGGCCAAAAUGGAAGCCCCAGUUGUCUAUGUAAUGGGAGACAAUAUCAGCUCUGGAGCAAGCAGAGUUUUUUGCCCUCCCAUUGGAACCCAUGGGAGGGAAUUUAAGAAAAGACACUGGGAGGGAAGGACCCCCCCCCCAUUUCUUCCUUAUUGGUGUAAGCCCCACAGGGCUUGAAUACGGCCGUUCGUCUGUCUUUAGUUCUCUCUGCCCCUUCAGUAUUGUUCUGUAAAGUGUUCUGUGAAUUCUCCACUUUCAAGGGACCCCUGUCACCUAAGAAGAAAAAGAAGAAGAGUUUGGAUUUGAUAUCCCGCUUUAUCACUACCCUAAGGAGUCUUAAAGUGGCUAACAAUCUCCUUUCCCUUCCUUCCCCACAACAAACACUCUGUGAGGUGAGUGAGGCUGAGAGACUUCAGAGAAGUGUGACUAGCCCAAGGUCACCCAGCAGUUGCAUGUGGAGGAGCAGGGAUGCAAACCCGGUUCACCAGGUUACAAGUCCACCACUCUUAACCACUACACCACACUGACUCUACAUUUAUAUGCUGAAGUCCAUCUCUUCUGGAGCUCCUGCACUAGGAAUGGAUGGUUAUAUUGCAGGCUGCCCCAUCUCCCACCCCCCAAUACAUAGACAUCUUAAAAUAUUUUGGGGCUAGUUCCUGUGCAGAUUUUUUUGGGAAUAAUUCUGGGGGAAAACCUUAAAAAUAAUCAGCGAAAGGAAGAGGCAAUUUAGGAGUCCUUUCAAGGUGUAUGGAGCGUUUGAUCUCUUGCCCCUUUUCUUGUUUUAACACGUUGCAAAGCUGCUUGGAGCAGCUUCAGUGAACAGGACCUCUGGUGCACUGGGUACAAAUACUUUUCAAAAUGGUGCAGGAAGAAACUGCACAUGGUUUCCUGUGUCCAUGCAAAGGUGUCUGCCACCAUCAAGGAUGGGGAAGAAAUUUGAUUCAGUUUACAUUGCACUUUCUAAAAUGAUAUGUGAACCAAAACACAGCCAUCCUUCAAAAUCCUCACUUUAUAUGGAUUUUGCAAUGCAGUUCCCCAAUCAGACAGGUUUACAAAAAUGCAUAUGUUAGAGGAAAGUGUGCAUAAAAAUUAAUAUAUAUGUGAAAUAAAAUAUGAAAAUGUGUCAUAUUAGGGGAAAAUCAAUGUACAUUGGUCAAAACUGCAUUAAAAAGUGUUAGGAGAAAUUUGCACUAAAACGCCUGUGAAUUUUCAUGAGGAUUAUUUUAAAAAAACAAAAAUGCAAAGUGCUGCCAAAAUGUGGAGAACUGAAUUUAAGAUUGGAAAAAUGAGAAUCAAGAAAGCCAAAAGCAACAGAACCUUCCAUUUCUAGUGUUCAUGUUGCCCACAAGCAGCCUUACAGUGCUGAAGAAAGAGCAAGCAAGCAAGGAAGCCUUUUCACCAUAAAGGUUUCACCAUAAAGGUUUGCUGUUCAGCAGACUAAAUCACAAAUCUAUAUACUGGUUUGAUGAAUUUAUAUAUUUGUAGGGUUUGGAUCAAAACCCUAGCCUGUGCAUUGCAAAUAUUUCCAUGGCAUAUUGUACAAUGCACAGUCAGUUUACAUAGAGGUCAGGCCUAAUGGGCUUUAAAGUUACCUAGUGCAUUCUAAAGAGUGAAUAUAGAAUAUAGCCAAAGCUUAUUUGUAGCUUCCCGUUGCCAGAGAAGAUAGGCAGCUUGCUCCCACUACCACCAUUUGGAACAGGUUUUCCAGCACUAUUGACCUUCUCUUUAAGGAACUUCUGAUAAGAAUAACCAGAGUUCCCUGGAAUAUGCUCUGAAACCUCUGCCUUUUGAUAAUUCAGCAGAGAACAUCUGGGGGGGGGGAAUCAUUUUUCGGUAUCUAAUGAAACGUUUUGCCUUGGUGUAUAAUUCAGUUAAAAAGUUAAAAUAUUUGGUAAGAUAUUUCUACUUAGUAUUAUGUUGGUCUUCCAGUCUGAAUGCAUGCACAUGUUUUCUGAAAGAAGCACCUGCUUUUUAGGAAUAGACUAAUUCUCUGAGUACAAUGGCACCAAAGUAAAAUUUGGGACCACAAAAGUGAUGCCUGGCUCCCUUUAUUCUGAAUCCUGUCCUGCAUUUGCUGAGAUAUUGAGGUUGUGUGGCAUUGCACAACGAAGAACACCGGAGGUAGGAAUUCAGGUGGGACCACUCCCCCCCCCCCCCCGUCAUUCACGGCUCCAUUUACAUGGGGUAAGGGAGACAAAAUAAGGUUACAGUGGUACCUCGGGUUAAGAACUUAAUUCGUUCUGGAGGUCCAUUCUUAACCUGAAACUGUUCUUAACCUGAGGUACCACUUUAGCUAACAGGGCCUUCCGUUGCCACCACGCCACUGCCGUGCGAUUUCUGUACUCAUCCUGAAGCAAAGUUCUUAACCCAGGGUACUGUUUCUGGGUUAGUGGAGUCUGUAACCUGAAGCAUCUGUAACCCAAGGCACCACUGUACAAGUAACCUGAAAGCCUUUCUAUCUGUGCUACACAUAUGAAGCCCUCCUCUUGAUGUUGUUCAGUAAGGCCAAACAUGGUGCUCUCAAUAGGCCCACAAGUACCCAGAAGCAGCUUAUUUAUACCUUUAACCUUAGUCAUAACCAAGACUGCAGUUAGGUUGUAUACUAAAGUCACCCUCAUCCUGUUUUAUAAGCAAUGGUAUGCUAUGGGACAAACAGCUACGAUUGUUAAUGCCAUAGUGUGGACAAAGACAUUGCAAUGGAAUCUGUAGUCAUACUCUUCUGGGUAGACCAAAUAAGUCAGUUGCACAUUUAUGCAAAUCAGAUGUCCCGCUGAUUAAUGAAUUUGUGUUGUUGCAGACAUAAAUGAAUAGUCUUGUGAAAAAUGCCAAAGUCAGUGAGAUUCUCUAGGAGCUAGAUAGAAGAAGCCUGGUCUUCUGACUGCUGAACCAAGCCCAGUUGUGUGUGUGUUUGUUUAGGAGCCAGUGCAUACUGAAUAUCUACAUUUUUGCAUUCCUGGUCUUGAGUCAGUCCCAGUUCAGUGAGCAGGCCAUCCUAUAAAUAAUCUAGACUCCUAGUUACUUUGAUAGAUUGCUCUUGUCAAAUUUUCCAUCCAUCUUGUUCAGCUAGGAAGACAUCUUUAGUGACCUAGAUCAAGAAUGGGGAACUGAACCCAAGGAUCCACACAGUCCCUUGCAGGCAACUGAGAGAGUGAGUGCAUGCUGGCAGUGGGUGGGACCAUAGCCCAAACUGGGCACUGGCAGUCUUUAUCUCUCCUCCUGCUUGCAGCAGGUUGCUUAGGAGGGGCAGGUUGUUAUUGCAAGAGGUCUGAACUCAUUGCUUGCAGAGGACUUUUGAAAAUGGGCUGAGGGUGGCAGUUUGUCCACCACUGCUUAUGGCCAAAGGUCCCUGCAACCCAAUUUCCUGUGCAAAAGCAGUAACAGCACAGAAUCCAGUAGCUUUCAUAUUGCAAGAAGAAUCUGACUGUACAUUUAAGAAUCUAGCCGCCAAAGCCUUGGCUUCUUCUUGAAUGAGCAGCAGAGAGAUAAAUUUUCUGUGCCACCAGCACACUUGGCUUCUUUAAUGGAAAUGUUGAAUAAAAAUAGUGUACGCCUGCGCACACAAUCAAAAAUCUUUAUAUGACUAAGGAGGACUCCCCCUCCCCUCUCCCAACUUUAUGAAACAUGCCACUAUGGUGUAUGAACAACCAUCUUCCAUGAAAAGGAUGAGAGAAGAUGAAUUUCAAGCAGCAGAUGUUGGCCACAUUACAUAGUGUUGUUGGAAGGAACACAAAUAACUAUGGUAAUGAAGGUGGAGGAGAGAAAUGGAAUAGGUUGCAAUAGAAACAAAUGACUAAAAAAGGAAUAUAAAAAUGUUUGUAGCCCAUACCUCUGUAUAUUCUAGAUGUGUGUUAUACGAAGCAAAAAGCUGGGAAAUUGUUAGCAUCCUCAGACAACUACUUCGAAUGUUUCACUCCUAAAUGGAAAUAACUGUAGGGAAUUGUAACAAAAUAAAAGAAUUCCUUCCUUCGAGACCAACUAAGUUUGUUAUUGGUAUGAGCUUUCAUGUGCAUGCACACUUCUUCACACAAAAGCUCAUACCAAUAACAAACUUAGUUGGUCUCUAAGGUGCUACUGGAAGGAUUUUUUUUUAAUUUGACUACGGCAGACCAACAGGGCUACCUAGCUGUAACUAGAAUGUAGGGAAUUGUGUGAAACCAUGACAUACCAUAUUUUAAAGGAAUAUGCACAUGAAAUGUGGACUCAUCACCACAGAUGUGGGUUUCACAUGAUUUCCUACACAGAAGUCUUUUCCUUAUAGGAAAUGGGUGAAAAUCUCAGAAACUCUAAUUCUGGAAUCAUUGUGAUACAGAUUCAAUAUGACUCUUCCUUCAUUGCACCAUUCUUACUUAGGGGUCUUUGAUCGUUUCUGGGCUAAUUUCCUCCUCUGAUGGGCUGCUUACAUGUUCCACUUUCCACACACUCCCUCAUGAGCUACAGACUGGCUGCAUUCACAUGGCAGUGUAUUCCAUUUCCUCGACAUUUCCCUAAGUGUUAAUUUCCACGUUACAUUUGAGCCUUCGCACAACAGCAGUGCCACUUCUGGAAACACAGCAGAAUACAGCACAAGUUUAGUUCACAUUUCCAUAUUAUUUGCAACAGUGGUGUUGAUGAUGUGUGAAGUCUCAAAUAUAAUGUGGAAAGCGUAACAGGGAAAUGGAAUAUGGAAUAAACAGCAAUGUGAGUGUAGCCUGUGAGUCCUCCCCAUUCUAUCCAUGCUAAGAAUCUCAUUCUGUCACAAGUGACAUCUAUUUUUCUCUCCUCCCCCUUUAAAUACAAAAGCUACAGGUGUUCAUGCUUUGGCUGAACCCAGUAAUGGUGGCUAUCUGGACAAAUGCAGCUGUCUGGCUGACAGAGGCAAGCUUGCUAUGAAUAAGUGGAGCAGAUCGAUAGGUAGAACCAGAUCAAUUGAAUUCCAGUUGCAUUUGAUGUAUCGUUGGAGAAUCAUCAGCAAGAAUCAGACCUAUGAAUCUUAACUUACAAAGUGAAAAACCCUUUUGGUGUGUUUGUACUUCCACAUUAUGUGUAGGCUACUAUCUAAUAAAUAUAUUUAAUCUAAUCCUGACCAAGUAGUCUGGUGGAGUGGAGGUAAUAAAUGACAGUGUCGAUCACGCUGAAGGGAAGAGAAAUUUCCAGUGAGAGAUGAUGGGUCUCAAAAAGAAUGGCUGUGGUCCAACAGGAUCCUAGGAAAUCUAAUUUACUCGCUUCUCAGACGCAUGAGUUGGAUUGGUUCCCAGCAAAAUUGUUCAUAUGCAUGAAGGUGUAGUGCCAGAAUAAGCCAUGCAGGCAACAUUUUACACCUAGCAAUAACAUUCCAAUAUGCAUUAUUUUGACACAGCGUGUAUAGCUGGGGCCAUGAACAGUGGACAAACACACAUACAAUCCCAUGGUGAAGAACCUUACGUGCACCAGCUCUGCCUUAUAAACCCCAGAGUACUAAUUAUUUGGUGCUACUGUAUAUUUGCCCAUAAAGCAGGCAUAGGCAAACUCAGCCCUCCAGAUGUUUUGGGACUACAGUUCCCAUCAUCCCUGACCACUGGUCCUGUUAGCUAGGAAUGAUGGGAGUUGUAGUCCCAAAAACAUCUGGAGGGCUGAGUUUGCCUAUGCCUGCCAUAAAGCAUUUUUUGGUGCUUCUUGCAUGACAACUAAUUCUAGCACACCUGGUCUCACAUGACAAAUAACAUCAGAACAUGUGGGAAAAUACAGAUUAUACAAAUUAUAGCAGUGACCUAUUAGCCAAACAGGACACCAGACUAUUUUACGUGCUGUAUUAAUUCAUUCAUAAAGUUUUGCUACAAGUGUUAAAGAACUGUGAUGAGCAGAGAGUGGAAGCAGGAAUUACUGUUUGGCUUGCCUUCACGAGGAUAUCUUAUCUACGACUCCAUACUAAGACUAUCCUUUGCUCCUGCUGGCAUUUUGGGGCUGAGCUGUCUUUGCUCUUGCUGACAAGCCUUUUUGUUAUUUCCAUUAGUAGUCAGAAUGAGGCUGAAUGAAUUGUUACUGGGGCAACGCCGCCACCUGUUUCAUACCCUAGCAUUCAAAAGCUUGUUGUAGGUGGAGGCACCAGGCUGUGCACUGCAGGGGUAUGCCAGAGCAACAUUGACUAAACAUUGACUAUAACAAUGUAGCUCAGGUGUAUUCUGUGUGGCGUUAUAUUGAAACAUUGUGUUUUUGUUAAUGUGCGCAUCUUCAGCUGACUUGGGCCCCAGGUUAUGCCCAAUGGCGCCGGUGAUGUAACAUGAUGUCAUGAUGUUGGACGUCACGUUAUGUCAGCAGCGGUGCUUCCAAGGCCUUGCGAGGUCUCAGAGCUCAGGUCCUUGUGAGACCUUGGAUGCAACUUCUGAUAUAAACCGGAAGUCAUGUUUGGAGGCUGGUAUGGCCUCAGACAUUGCCUCCAAGGCCUCACAGAGUUUUGGAGGUCACAUCUGAGGCCUUGCAAGACCUCUGAUGUCACUUCCAGUUUAUACUGGAAGUCAUGUUUGGAGACCUGGCACAGCCUCAAACGUCUCCAGGGAGGUUGCAUCGAGCUCUGAGGUGUGGGUGCCCUGGUACCCGGGGCCCCCUAGAGUUGGCGCCUAUGGCUUAUAGUAGCACUCAUUUGUAUCUUUAAUUUGUACCAAUUUGUUUGUAAUACUUGAUGGGAUUGACAGAAACUUACAUAUUUAUUUUUGUUAAGUCUGAUUAAUUGGGUGUGAUUGGAUUGCUCUUAUCGCCCAGGUGUCCCAGGCGUAGGAAAUGGCGUUUCUGUGCGCUCUGGCAAUCGUCACGGUGUCCUGUUGUGCCAGAAGCGGUUUAGUCCUGCUGGCCACAUGACCCAGAAAGCUGUCUGUCCACACCGGCUCCCUCGGCCUGAAAGCGAGAUGAGCGCCACAACCCCAUAGUCACCUUUGACUGGACUAUGGGUCCUUUCCCUUUCCCUUUCCCGAAUGUAUUUUUUUAAAAAAAUGAUAUUUAUUAAGGUUUGAAUAAGAGAUUGAACAGAAAAACAUAAACGAAAAAUACACAAUUCAAAAAUGCACAAUACAUAAUCCAAAAAAGAAAGAAAAAAAAGAACAAGAAAAAAAAAUAUAAGGAAAAAAAAGAACAAUUAAAAACAAUAUCACCUUUUCAUUUCCAUCUUUAAAUUUACUUAUUUGCUGGACCUCCUCAUACCUCCCUCUUUUGUAUUCCAGUUCAAAUUGUUUGUCCAGCAAUUUCUUUCCCUCUUUUUUAAUCCCAAUCUUUAAUCUUAAUAUAACAUUAAAAUUUUACCUCUUAAAAGCCAAAUUUCCAUUUCUUUAAACUUCUUUAAUCCUAAUCCUUAAUCUUAGUCUAUCUAUAACUUUAAAUCCUGUACAGCUGGAAACCACUUAUUUUCAAUCCAACAUCACUCUAACAUUCUUUAAUUUUACAGUGUUUCUGUAGGUAAUCUUUGAAUUUCUUCCAAUCUUCCUCCACCGACUCUUCUCCCUGGUCACGGAUUCUACCAGUCAUUUCCGCCAGUUCCAUAUAGUCCAUCAGUUUCAUCUGCCAUUCCUCCAGUGUGGGGAGUUCUUGUGUCUUCCAAUACUUCGCGAUGAGUAUUCUUGCUGCUGUUGUUGCAUACAUAAAGAAAGUUCUAUCCGUUUUUAUCACCAUUUGGCCGACCAUGCCCAGGAGAAAGGCCUCUGGUUUCUUGGGGAAGGUAUAUUUGAAUACCUUUUUUAAUUCAUUAUAUAUCAUUUCCCAGAAAGCCUUAAUCUUUGGGCACGUCCACCAAAGGUGAAAAAAUGUACCUUCAGUUUCUUUACAUUUCCAACAUUUAUUAUCGGGCAAAUGAUAGAUUUUUGCAAGCUUGACUGGGGUUAUGUACUACCUGUAUAUCAUUUUCAUAAUAUUCUCUCUUAGGGCAUUACAUGCCGUAAAUUUCAUACCUGUGGUCCACAACUGUUCCCAGUCAGCGAACAUAAUGUUAUGUCCAACGUCUUGUGUCCAUUUAAUCAUAGCCGAUUUUACCGUUUCAUCCUGAGUGUUCCAUUUCAGCAGCAAGUUAUACAUUCUUGACAAAUUCUUAGUUUUGGGUUCUAACAGUUCAGUUUCUAAUUUUGAUUUUUCCACCUGGAAGCCAAUUUUCUUGUCCAAUUUAAAUGCCUCCAUUAUCUGAAAAUAAUGAAGCCAGUCUCGCACUUUGUUUUUUAGUUACCUUUCCCUUUCCCGAAUGUAGGGCCAUUUAGUGUCAUCUGUCAUUGCAACACAGGGAGCUACAGUACUCAUGAUGGUAGGAAUAAGAAGCCCUGCUAAAAGGGCACAAUGAUCAAUAUACUAUUGGUGUUCCCAUAGAAAUCCCACCAUAAAUCCAAAGCAAAUCUGGGGUUCCUUAUGCAGGACAUUCUGAAGGGAGCCAAAAUAGUUUUUUGAUAGAACUGGCAAAUUCAAAUAUCAAUUUGUGGUAUUCCUAUUUGGAAUAAAGGAGGGAAGUCGUUUGCUUAGGGCAUUAUUAAAAUUGAUCAGAAAUACCUGCAUUUGAAACAAGUUUCUGUUGUUGUUUGUAGUAGGAAAUUGCUUUCCUUUCCAUUCUGAAAGUUCAGUGUAACUUAAAGUUUUCAAACUCCUAACUUAACAGAUGCAAUUCCAAUAAAAAGAUGAUCAACUCACCUUCUCCUAUUAUCUGGGAGCAUUCUUCAUAAAAACGUCCCAGCUCUGGUCUAACCUAAUUCUCGUCUUUGUUCUUAUAACUGUUCUCCCAAACAACUUAUACUUUUGGGUAUAAUUCUGCACCAGCUAAACUAAGAGCAGCAAUGCAUCUAGACUUUUUCUUCUUCUUUCAGUUUAGGUAACUCACCAACAUAAUAAGUACGGAAUUUGUGAAAGUUGUUUCUGAUGAGACCGUUAGCAUUCUGUGAAUAUUUCUGAUGUGCUGGAAAUAAUUUCACUUUAAAAACAGGAACCCUUCUUUCAAGUGAGCCGCUUGCUGGGAGUUUAGUUAAUUAUACUGAGCUUAUCAUGUGGAGAAGAAAAUGUUUAAUGUCAUUUGGAGAUGUGCUUCACAGCUGUAGUGAUUCAGAAGAGACUUGAUCUUCUUGGCACCUGCUGUAUCCAUCAAGCCACUACAAGUUUGAUGGCCUGUUAAAAGGAAAUAAAAAAAGAGGAUCAGAUCCAAUUUUUUCAGUGCAAAUGGAAGAAAAAUGAGUGUGACCUCAGGCUCGGGAUUGAGAUAUUGGCUGCAUAGUGCCCUCUACCUAUUGGGGGCCUGCAUCUUCCAUCAAAGGGACUGAAAGAUGGUACAUCUCAGGCAAAUGGAAGCUCUGUCCGCACAGCCAAAGGAAGCAGACUCCCAAGUCCCCAUGGAUGCUGGCCGUUUCCCCAUCACCACCUCUCCUGACCUUUCAUGCAUUGAAUAUGAAUUGAGAUUCCAACAAAGAUUCUUCCUGCUGAAUAAGAUACUCUGAUUGCACAGAGGUGACAUGGUUGGGGGCAGCAUGUAUUUCUGUGCAGUUUGAGUCCUCAUAGGUUCUUCUGCACAACCAAAAAGGACAUGUACUUGAAAUUACCCACUUCAGACAAGUCAUCCACAUUGUGGGUCCACUGCCAAGUGCUGAUUCUGGUCUUCACCAUGCAGAAGAUGUUACUGUGGACAAUCAGUGUUUGAAUGAGAUCUAAUGCUUCCAGGCAUCUGGGUUUGUUGGUUUGUUUGUUUAAAUCAGUACUGAGCGUUGCAGAGUCUGCAUAAUGUAAUUGACGUAAAAUCUUAACUGGUAACCCCCCCCCAUCCCCAUUUGUAUUUACUCCAGCCAACAUUGCCAAUUGGCAGGGGAAAUAAUGAGUUGUAGUUCAUAAAUAUCCAGAGGACAUCUGGCCCCCUAAGAAAUUUUGCUAGACUUCCCACAUUUGCUUUCCUUAAAAUUCCUUGAAUAUUUCUCCUGAGCAGAAACCUCCAAAUCUGCCUUGCAGUUUCACUUCAGAUAAAAUUCAGUAGCAACUCUAGUCCCAGGUCUUAUUGAUUCUGCCCACUGCCCAAGGAGUGUCUUCACAAUGACUCCUAACAAGGGAACCAGUGCUGGUGAGAAGCAGUGGUGCUCUCAGGGCAAGACAGAAGUCCAGGACCUGACCCAGUGGAAUGAGCAGGAGGACCACCAAACAAAGUAAGGCUGGCUUAUUAUGUUUUGAAUCAGUGCAUAUUUCCAUCUGAAAUGGAGACCGCCUUAAGACCAGGGUGUGAAAUUCCCUGACUGCAACCAUUGGUGAGAGGUGGAUGACCCCCCCCCCCCACAAGUUGACCAGCACCGUGCAUUAAAGCUGUCUCUGUGUUACAGGCAGUGAUGUGCAGACCCCUGCCCAACUGAGAAAUUUGAUAGUUCACUCAAAACUCCCCCCUCCCAAUUACUCCGAUGUUUCUUCUAAGAGGAAACUUGCACAUCAGCCUUGAAAUUUCUCUGUGGGCAAUAUGCAGUGGCAGCUUGAGUCUCAGAUUUGUGGGUUGUCAUCUUCAUCUCUUGGGUGAGAACACUGAACAUUGCAACUAUUUUAGCCUUGCUAGCAGGACAUGGGGAUAUUAAUUUUCUAUAGGGAAGGGUUGUAAUUACACUCCUAUGGAGGAGGGUAAUAAUUCUUGAGUGCGACAAGCAAAAACUCUUGCAAGGAAGGCAUUCUGUAAAAGCUAUAGGAGGCUAGUCGAUGUGAUUUGCCUAGGCAUGAAACAUCCCACGUUGUAGCACAAGUAUUCUGGAUAAUUUGUCUUGGUAUUAAAAGGGAAGAAUCAUGGCUUGUCAUUAAAAAGAGAAAAGCAAACCCUCGGUGGGGUUUUUUUAAUGUGAUGUUAAGACAUUGUAUUAACGAGCAGAGUUUCACUGAGAUAGCAGUCCUAGAUAGUGUGAAAAUGCUUUGUUUCAUAGAACCCCCAAAAGCAGUUGUGUGAGAUGAAAUGCAUAAAAACAUUUUAUGGUGCCCAGGGGAGGACAUCUACAUUUACAAUUACCUCCUAUCUUCACAUUCACAAUGGCACUCCAACCGCCACUGUUGCUGGAGAAGGCAGCUGAAAGCCAGGAAGCUGGAAGUCAUGGCAUCUAUGGACCUGUUUCAGUUAAUAUCUGGUCUGACAAGUGUGACAAGUCAUAACCUCAAUCUGGUGCUUCCUAUGGGAUGGGAUGAGAGUUAUCCAAGGUGACGGCCAUUCCUCCAAUGUCAUUCCCUUGUGAACAGGUUAACCAAAGAUCUGGUCAAGUCUGCAUCCACAGUGAUAACCAACAUCAUGGGGGUUACCUCCAUCCUGUAGGUCAAUCUUAGGUCACCAGGGUGUCUAGUUUGGCCUGCAAGGCCAUUUCCCCCAAAACCACACCAGCGCACCUAUCAGCUGCCAUCACUGGUACAAGCAAUGCUCGUGAAGAGGACAAAGGACUCAAACAAUACAGGGAUCCACCUGCCUUAAAGAGUGUGGAGCAUCUUCAAAGAGCACUUGUGCCAAGGGCUUUAAGGCAGUCCCUGUGCAGAGUCCUUGCAGAGGCUCAGACAGGAGUGCAGGGUCUGUAUUAAAGUGCUUGGCAAAAGUGCUAUUUGAAGCAGGCUCUUCUCCCUUUAAACACUGCCAAGUGAUGCUAAAUGGAGAGGACACUGCUUCAAAGAGUGCUUUUGCAAAAGCCUGUCAGGCAGCAGCCAACCCCCACCCUACAUAAGAUAAGAGAAUAAGAUAUCUUAAAGCCCUUUGCAAACAGCCAAAGGUCUUUGAGGCUGUUGCUGGUUCUCAAGCACCUGACACCCAGCUAACUAUCUGAUAUUCCACACAAGGGAUUUUGAAAGGUUCACAGGGCCACCCACCUGUCAAAUCCCCCCCUCCUCUGGUGAGACUGAUCCUGAUAAGGAUCUGACCCAUGGUGCCAAAAACGGUUCCCUGCCCUUGGUUUAUGAGGAUGUUUUAGUCUCGAAAAAGAUGCUUCUAGUGCAAUAGGAAUGACAAAUAAUUGUGUUCAUACUUUCCAUGCCUUAAAUCACAGGAGUUGUUGCCCAAUUAAAUGUUUGAUCAGACAAGAACAUUAGCAUACUGCCCUGGGUCUUGUGACUCAUAAGCUCCUGUUCUGUGAAGAAAUAAAAAAAUAAGGAAUAAAAUGCCAUCUCAGCCAUAGGAUUUGUUUAUUGAAACCGGGAGGUCACGUUCAGCGGCCGCCUUUUAAAAUUCAUGGUCAUUAACUUAAUUUGGGUGCUCAGAUUUACAGAGCUCAGAUAACCCGACUUCGGUGCUGGAUCUCACUUACACUGUGGAUAGCAGCAAAAGACCGUUGCUCUCUUAUUUUGUGCUAUCCACUGCAUAAUCUGACAGGUGUUAAUGACAAUUUAAAACUCAACUGAUUGGUCUGCUCCAGAUUGAAAAUAGAACAAAGAUCUCCAAUAUUCAUGUUUAAAGAUGAACGUGCUGCCUGCUAGUGAAAAUACCUAGUCAUUAGUCAUUUUGUGCUUGGGGAUUUAUUAGUCAUGGUGCUGUUUCUAAUUAGUUGGAAAUAAUAAUUAGGACAGUUCUCCCCCCUUGCCUAGUACAACUUCCACUUGAGUAUGAAAUAUUGUCUGUUUUUGUCAUAAGACUCUGGCUGGAACUAGAUGUUGUCGCAAACACACAGCUGGUGCCAAAAACCACAACAGCUCCAUGCUUUGUUUUUCCUUUUUCUCUUUUGUAUUGCGUUGUUGGGAAAAUCAAUACGCAGUGUGAUGUCAUAUCAGACUGUGAGUUCUGCCAAUGAAAGCGGGGGGAGAGAAAUCACAGCCUGAUUACAUCACAUCCUGUGUUGAGUAGCCCUAGUCAUAUGGGGAACAGAGAAAAAGGAGGCCUGGAGCAGUUAUUUCCAUUGCCUUGUGCAAAAGCAUGAACUCUAGAGAGGAGGGGAUCAAGUGAGCUAAUCCAAACCUUCCAUCACCAUUCUUUAGUCCCUUGCCACCUCCACUAACCAACCUUUUGGCCCCUGAUACUUGUUUACUGGCCCAUCCUACACUCUGCACGGUAUGAUAUGUUCGUUCAACUCUGCUGUAUAGGCAUGGGGUAAAUAACAAAAUAGGGACGUGGGUGGCGCUGUGGGUUAAACCACAGAGCCUAGGACUUGCCGAUCAGAAGGUCGGCGGUUCAAAUCCUCGUUACGGGGUGAGCUCCCAUUGCUCGGUCCCUGCUCCUGCCAACCUAGCAGUUCGAAAGCACGUCAAAGUGCAAGUAGAUAAAUAGGUACCGUUCCGGCGGGAAGGUAAACAGCAUUUCCGUGCACUGCUCUGGUGCGCCAGAAGCGGCUUAGUCAUGCUGACCACAUGACCUGGAAACUGUAUGCCAGCUUCAUCAGCCAACAAAGCGAGAUGAGCGCCGCAACCCCAGAGUCAGUCACGACUGGACCUAAUGGUCAGGGGUCCCUUUACCUUUACCUAAAUAACAAAAUAUAAGAGCAUAUUUCUCUCUCUCUCUCUCUCACUCACACACACACACACACACACACACACACACACGUAGUUGGCAUCCAUAUGUCCCAGGAGACAAUGAGAAAAUAUUUUAAAGGGGAAGAAAACUCAUUUUAAAACACUUUGAACAAUUACAUGUAAACAAUAGAGGGAAUUAAAACGAGAUAGGAAAUCAUCCUGCUCAGCCUAGUUCAAACUGUUUCUCUACAUAAGCUAAUGCUUGGCAGCUAAUCCAUACCAGCUUUAUUUUAAUAAAUUAAUUCUACUCUCCCACCUCAAGCUUUUGGCAAGCCAGAAGAAUACUGCUUCUGUUUCACUUUCUCAUAAUUUAUUUGGGUUUCCUCACCCGCCCUUCAGCCUUUCAAGUUCAUUCCCACCCUUAAGUAUCAGGUUCUUGGACUGAACUUUUGGCCCUGCAGUGAGUAGUAGCCUCCGAGGAAAAGCAACUGUUCUACAGCCUAGAACAAAAAAAACCCCAAAUGACAUAACAGUUAGAUUCCUUCACAUCUUGUGCUUGUGAUAGUGUCUCAUUCCUGGCUUCGACAGUGCUGAACCAGUCUGUAUCAAAGUCUUAUAUAGGCGUCUUGCAAUUUACUUAACUUGUGCUGUCUCCCUCAGCAUGGAGUUAAUGCAGCUUAAAAGUCCAGUUUCUUGCUACCAAAAGUUAAUAUACAAUGGCUCAUUAAGAAGGAACAUCACUGACAAUGUAACCUGAGAGCAAACUGUAAUAAAGAUAUCCCAGAGGGCAAUGUGUGGUUAAUAGUCUGGCUAGGAGCGAAACCACUAUAAACGUGUGUUUCUUUGGGGAGAAUAAUAACCAGGAAACUUCUUUAAUUUAUGCCAUGAAUUUGUAAACAUUUGACUGCUUCAAGUACCUGUGGCAAGAGUCAAUGUUUAUAUGGAUUAAGGGGGGGGGGAUAUUUGUUUAUUCAGGCAUACAAAUUCUCCAAAUGAAUACUUACCAAUUGCUCAAGCCCAAAUUUGGAUAGUGGAAUUACAGUGGUACCUCAGGUUAAGUACUUAAUUCGUUCCGGAGGUCAGUACUUAACCUGAAACUGUUCUUAACCUGAAGCACCACUUUAGCUAAUGGGGCCUCCCGCUGCUGCCGCACUGCCGGAGCACAAUUUCUGUUCUCAUCCUGAAGCAAAGUUCUUAACCUGAAGCACUAUUUCUGGGUUAAAGGAGUCUUUAACCUGAAGCAUAUGUAACCUGAAGCAUAUGUAACCUCAGGUACCACUGUACUACUACUUGGGUUGGUUACAUGAUACAGCUAAUACUAGCAUUUAACUCUAGUCUGGGCAUCCAGCUCGUGUGUGUGUGUGUGUGUGUGUGUGUGUGUGUGCAAAAAAAAAUCUGAGGACCCUGACAUCUGGAGUUGUUUCCUAAAGCAGUUGGAAGAUGAGACCAUCACAGAGGUUUAUUAGAAUAACAUGUAGAUGAGGAUUAGGGCAUGAAGCCUUUCUAUUAAUUCUCCUCCUAACCUCAGUAUACUGUAGUUUGCUUCACUGAACUCGGUUAUCAAUUAUUCAUUUGCUACUUUUUUCCAUAUCUGAUUAGCAUGCCUUGAAUUAUUCUGAGGAGAGGGAAAAGCAUAUUUGAAAACCUCUUUGUUCACUAACUCAGCAUAAUAGGACACUAAGUUAAAAGGAAACAAAAUCUCAAAUGUGAAGCACAAAAUUGGCUUCUAGAAAAUUGCUACCCAUGGAUAACAUGCCCAGUUCAUGUGACCAACUGAGCACAGUGAAGGGUGAGAUGGGGGGUUCCAACCCGGAUGUCCAGUACAGUAGAACCAGUGUGGUGUAGUGGUUAAGAGCGAUAGACUCGUAAUCUGGGGAACCGGGUUCGUGUCUCCGCUCCACCACAUGCAGCUGCUGGGUGACCUUGGGCCAGUCACACUUCUCUGAAGUCUUUCAGCCCCACUCACCUCACAGAGUGUUUGUUGUGGGGGAGGAAGGGAAAGGAGAAUGUUAGCCGCUUUGAGACUCCUGAAGGGGAGUGAUAAAGCGGGAUAUCAAAUCCAAGCUCUUCUUCUUCUACUACUUACAAACGCCUCAGAUUGCAAACGCUUCAGGUUACAAACUCCGCUAACCUGGAAGAGUUACCUUGAGUUGUGAACUUUGCUUCAGGAUGAGAACGGAAAUCGUGUGCUAGCGGCGCAGCGGCAGCAAGAGGCCCCAUUAGCGAAAGCACGCCUCUAGUUAAGAACAGUUUCAGGUUAAGAAAGCACCUCUGGAACGAAUUAAGUUCAUAACUAGAGGUACCACUGUAAUUUGUCUGGCAAAGCAGUGUUCCCAGUCAUGCUGACAGAGACUGCACACUGCUUGUAUGCACUUAGUCCUUUACAGGUGAGCCAAUGAAUGUGCGCAGGCAAUGCUGUCAUUGUGAUCCAACUUCCUUGUCCUCUGUGCAUUCACUGUACAGUGGUACCUUGGUUCUCAAACGCCUUGGUACUCAAACGCCUUGGUUUCCAAAUGCUGAAAACAUGGAAGUGAGUGUUCCGGUUUUUGAACGUUUUUCGGAAGCCGAACGUCCGAUGCGGCUGUCAGCUAUUGUUUCCGGGGCGCCUGCACCAAUCAGAAGCAGCGCCUUGAUUUUCGAACAUUUUGGAAGUCAAACAUACUUCCGGAAUGGAUUAAGUUUGGGGCUUUUGUUUUUGCUAUUUAUUUUGCGUUUUUGUUUUUGAGGCUUUUUCAGUUAAUUUGUUUUUGUGACUGUGUGGAACCCAGUUCAGCUACAAUGACUAUCAUCAGUGCAGGUAAUAUUUUUUUUACUUUUUAUGUUCUACAACACUGUCAUAUUUAUUUUAUAGUACGGUACAUUGAUUAUUGCUUUCAUUUUAUGGAUCAAUGGUCUCGGCAGAUAGUAAAAUUCAUGUUAAAUUGCUGUUUUAGGGGUUGUUUAUAAAACUCUGGAAUGGAUUAAUCUGUUUUGCAUUACUUCCUAUGGGAAAGCGCCCCUUGGUUUUGGAACGCUUUGGUUGUGGAAUGGACUUCCGGAACAGAUUAAGUUUGAGAACCAAGGUACCACUGUACCCAGUUUUGCCCCACAAGGUACAAGAAACAGCGAAAAGUGGUUGUGUGUGGAACCUGUGCUUCCCCAAAUGAGGUUUAAGAGGUGAAGUGCUGCCUUGAUUUGGUCCCCUUUAGAAUUACAUUUUGUAAUGUUUGCAUUUAUUUACAUAUAUACAUGUUGAGUAUAGGUGGAGGUUCACGGAUUCACAACCUGAAAUCUAACAGAAUUCCAACUUGCCUCUCUUAUCUUCACUCUGUCCUCCCUGAAAACCACAAGCUACAGGGUGAGUCUUUUAAAAGAGGCCCCAUGGAACAUGUGUACUCUGUAUCCACAGGGCCUCUUUUAAAGGACUCACCCUGUACUUGCCAUCCCUCAACUGAAGACUCAGCUACACAGCUGCAAAUAAAACGUUUUACGUGUGUUUUAAAUUCAAUAUACAACUUGGCACUAGGUGGCGAUGGUGAGCCUCAUGGAAAAUUCAAUGUGUUUUUAAAAACGCUUUUAAAAGAAGAAUUUCAGAACUUUUUUUAAUAUGUGUGUAGAUUCCACCUAUGUCUAGCCUCAUCAACUUCAGGUUGAUAACCAUUCAGUUAAUCCAAGCAAAAUAAUAGACUGUUCUAGGCAAAACCCUUUUUCUUAGGGUUGUAUUCAUCUAACAUAUACCCAGAGUAAAACCAUAAAAAUUAAUAGAUUUAAGUCAGUCAUGGUCAUUAAUUUUAAUAAGUCCAUAUCAUCCAACAUCCCACUGAUCAAAAUCAGUCCUGAGCUCUCAUGGGAGCAAAAAAACGAGCAUCUUUUGGUCUGGUGCUCUGAGACAACUUCUGUAAUUCCAGGAUGUCCCACUGAAAUUGGAACUGUUGAGGGGUAUGUGAGUCUACUCUAAGAAAAAGUUGAUUGAACGUUGGAGAGAGACUGAGUUGAGAAAUAAGACCAAGGGUACAUAUUGAUAUAGGAAUGUAUUAGAUAAAAUGUAAAGAAAUAUACAAUAAUAAGGAAUAUACAAUGGGAUAGACAGGAAGUCCAAAGUGUUGGUAUAUAUAUAUGAUUUUGGAAUAGUUUUUUGCCCUUGUUUUUUUUCUUUUCUUUUAGUAUAUAAACUUUGUAUACAUGUUGAAAAUUAUAGUAUAAUAAGUCUUGUGAUGUAAUAUGAUAAUGUUUACCGAUGUAACAUAAGAACUUGAAUAAAUAAAUAAAAUUCAAAAAAAGGGGGGGGAAUUGAUUGAAAACAACCCUUGCACCCCUGUUCCCAUUAUGGCUGGAUCCUUUACAAUCAGAGUUACUAAACUGGAAGGGACUAAAACAAAAGUGAUUUAGUCUAAACUACGAUCCCAUUAAAAAUACAGUGGGCAAUAGCCAAGGCUAUCUCUAGAUAGAUGUGAGGAUCGUGGGGGCUCAAAAACUGUGGUUGUUGGCUGUGAAACUCACUACAUCUCUGCGGCAGCUUGCAGCAGGAGGCCUGAUCCCUGCUGUGAUGCACUGGCACAACUGUGAGUAUCUAACGGAUGGGAAAACAGGGGUCAGCCUGGCAGGGAUCAGGUGACACAAGGAACAAAUAAGGUCCCAUCUGGCCCUAUGAAGCUGACUCCUCCGUCUGACUAAUGCGUCUCAGGUGCAGACUAAACUGCUCUCACAUCACAGUAUAUCCCUGAUUACCAGCCUGUUCACUGUCUACCAAACCAUUAGCUCGCUUUCAGGCCACCAGCGCUGUCAGUAUAGACUGAGGCUGUAUAUCUUGGAUUAUCAGAUGCUGGCCACAAACCACUGGGCAUGGCUACUAGAGGUGUGCAGAAGAUUCCUGCAAAUCCAGGAUAACAAGCCAAGGUGGACUGCCUCCGCUUGAUUUGGGGCUGUGGGUUAAACCACAGAGCCUAGGACUUGCCGAUCAGAAGGUCGGUGGUUCAAAUCCCCGCGAUGGGGUGAGCUCCCGUUGCUCAGCCCCUGCUCCUGCCAACCUAGCAGUUCAAAAGUACAUCAAAGUGCAAGUAGAUAAAUAGGUACCACUCCGGCAGGAAGGCAUUUCCGUGCGCUGCUCUGGUUUGCCAGAAGCGGCUUAGUCAUAACCCGGAAGCUGUACGCUGGCUCCCUCGGCCAAUAAAGCGAGAUGAGCGCCGCAACCCCAGAGUCGGCCACGACUGGACCUAAUGGUCAGGGGUCCCUUUACCUUUACAAGGCAAGCACAAGUCAAAACAAGAAACCCCUGUGAGCUUUUGUGGCCACCUGCAAUCCAGACACUUUUGUAAAAGGCUGCAGACAAGCAUCUGUAAAACACAAAUCUUGGUUCUUAAGGUUAACCAUGAAAGCUUCCGUGUGGGGGAGUAGCAACUUUGCUAAACGGAAGCACCCAUCUUUAGCAUAAGGAAAACACCAGGAUCAGAAGGUCAGAAGACAGGUAUAGUUUGCAAUCAAAGGGAAUGGUCUUCCCAGCCAUGCUUCUGCAGUCCUUUGACUGGAGAAGCCAGGGAUUGAAUCCAGGGCUUGCUGUAUACAAAGCAUGUGCUCUGCUCAGGGCUGUAGGAAGGGGGGUGCGGUCCACCCGGGUGUCAUCCUUGAGGGGGGGUGACAAAAUGCCACACCGUGGGGGGCUGCACUUACCACGGGGCCAGGCCUGCAGCGUGCCUGAGCCACGCGUCUCUCCUGGGAGUGACGCAGUGGCUCAGGGCUCCGCGCUGCCUGAAACGGCAGCGUGGGGCUUGCGUCCCCCAGGCGAACUCCAUAGGCAGCUCGCCGCGCCACCCCCCUGGGUGGAACGCUGCGCUGCCCCUCUUGGCGGAUCUCCGUGGCGCCCCGUAUGUGGAUCUCCAUGGCGCCCCCGUGCACAGAUUACCGCAGUGCCCCCUUGUGGCACCCCCAUGCACGGGUCACUGAGGCACCCCCGAGGGCGGCUCGCCAUUCCCCCGCCACUCCUGGUACCAGAGCAGCUAGCUAUGCCACUGGGUCUGCUAAUGAACUAUGGCCACAUAGUGCUGCUGGUUUUAUUAUUGAUAAUAAUAUGUUGAAUAUUUAUUGGAAAAAGGAUAGGGAGAUGUGACUGAGCCCUUGCUCUUCUCACCUCAGAUAUAAUACUGGUUUCAAAUGAUUAAGUGAUCUAGAUUAAUACAGUAUUUUGUGUUCCCUGGAAAGCAAAUCACAUGCAAUCAAUAUUGCUAGCUUCAUCUUUAGUUUAACCUCCCACUCCGGGUGCCAGAGCAGCUAGCUACGCCCCUGGCUCUGCUAAUGAACUAUGGCCACAACCCACAAAGCACUGCAGUGGCAGCACUGUAUGUGUGUUGUCCCCUACAGCAAGGAGGGUGGGCCAGGUUUGCUGAUUGGCUCCUCCUGACACGACUCAUUCCCCAUCCCGCCCUUCACUUGCCAGAGCAGGCAUCUACAAGAAAUGCCUGCGUUUGGGGUUUUUUGGCCAUUUAAAAUCGAGGGUCUGUUUCUACUGGCGUUCAAAACAUUAAGCAUAAAUUGGCACUCGCUGAAGCAUCCUCGAGGCAUAGACGUGAGCAGCAGACAAUGAAGGCCUGUUUCUAAAUGACUAGUUGGAGGAUUAGCUCCCCGCCACCCCCGCCCCAGUAAUGCAGAAUGCUGAUUUUGUGGCUAUAGUGAUGAGAUUUACUAAUAUGCAUUUGUCAUUAAUUCAAUCAUACUCAUUAUCUCGUUCGUUCAAAGGAACAGCAGAGAGACUCUCAAAAGCCUUGUGGGUGGUUCAAAAUCCCCCUGGCGAACCUGCAUCCAAGAGUGCCCUACUUUUGCUCAAGAUAUGGCACAGGCACCCUCCUCAUUUAGACUUCACAUACUUUUUUUAUUAUUAUUAUUAAUUUGCAGUCUACACAGCAGUCAUAUUCUGAAGCUGAACUUUCCCGGCAAUGAUUCUCCCUUAUUCAUUCAAUUACAAAGAGUUUUAUGUGGGCAGCUCACCAUUCCCUGCGUUCCAGAAAUGGAACUGCAGACAGGAUCAUGUUUUAAAUGAGGGGUCUCACCAUGGACAGCGAGAACAGACUUGGGUUUCAGCCCUAACCACCUUUACCUGGGAGUAAAUCCCACUGAAUCCAGUAGGAGUUACUUUGGAGCAGCUCUUUGAGCACCCAUCCAACAUAUACUGCUUUGUGUAAAUAAAUGCUUACCAUUCAUCUCCAUGGGGGAUGGAUAAAUCACUAAGGAGCAAGUGAUGAGGGUUAGAAAAAGAAGAAAAUUACCUGCUCACCAUCUCAUUGAUUACUGGGGAUAUUGCUAUUGUAAAGGGUGGAGCAAAGGACAUGAUCAGGCAUGCUUGUACUUUUGCGUGGGGUGAGUGGGGUCUGGAGAAGUCAGAAGUCUGUAUUCCAGCCUUCUCUUUCUCAACAAAUUAGCAACAGCAGCACACACUAUAACAAUAAUAAAUAUAAGGUGUACAGGUAUGUAAAGCAUCACAUUCCCAUCUCAGUAAUCUGUGCGAUCACUUUGCAAUUUAUAUUUAUACAUGCCUACAUGAUUCUCAGUGUAGCAUCACUCAGGUAGUUAGAAGGCAAGUUAUUUUCACACUUUCAAAAACAGAACUGCCAGCAACACAUUUGGUCAUUACACUGUCUAUUAUUUUUAUUUUACUUAAAAACAGCUUAAUAGUUUAGAAAACUCUUUGAACAUCUUGAUUUCCAUUAGUUUGGUAGUGUUGCUUUGCCAUGUAAAGUUAUAUUCACAUCUACCUGCAGUUUCCUCCCACCCUCCUCUUUUGCCCAUUUACAGAGUGGGAUAUGAUGGGAUGUAGUGGGAAAUGAGGAAGGAAAGAUAGUGGGAUAAUGGGGAUGGGAGAGGCUGGGAUGAGGGAUAGUAACAGAUUGGAAAGAUGUGGUGCUAAAUAGAAAUUGCAUUCAACAAUGCAGUUUGCUAAUGUAUCAAACAAAAAGAAUAAACACUGAAAAUAAAAAACGUUCAAGAUGUAGGGUUGACUUUACAGAUUAUUUCUACAGUAUUGCCUUUCUUUGCAUCACUCUUCAUAUAAUGUUCAGGGUAGUUUUCUAGCUCUCUGAUAAUCCUUUAAAAAGACAUGAAAACUUAAUUUAUUUUGUGGAAGUGCAAUUCUACCCCAAUAAAAACCAUUGUGUGAAUAAAAGACUACUCCCACAGUUAGUGAAUCCAUAAUGCUAUUCCUUUUGGAAAGUCAAACACCCUGAUCUAGCCAUCAGUUCAAGAAAGGAAUGAAUGAAUGAAUGAAUCUUUAUUUGCGUCAGCCAUCGGCCAUAGCAAUAAAACAACAAUACGAUAUACAAAGAAUAGAAAUAAAAAGUCAAUUAUAUAAAAUAUAUUUUAGGGUUUUGAAUCAAUAGUCAAAUAGUGGAUCUUAUUCUGAUUGCCCCAGCUAAAAACCUUGCAACCUUUGCUGUCACCUGCUCAUCUUGAUCAGCCAAGAGAAAGGACACUAUGGCAGUGGCUGGGCGACCUGGAAUGGACAAUAAAAGAGGGGUGAUAACUUCAUUCCUCAGGUCUUUAUAAAGAGUGCAAGCCAGAAGGACAUGCGCCACUGAUUUGGUACUGCCAUCUCCACAGGGACAUAAACGUUUUCCAUGUGGAAUCUGUUGGAAUUGUCCCUCAAGAACAGCCGAGGGCAAUACAUGCAAUCUUGCAAGAUUAAAAGUGAGUCCAUAGUUUAGACGCCAUCAUUCCAAGAUAUGGGAACCUGCACAGAACUGCCUUGGAAUAAUAGAAUUUUUGAACUGGAAGGGACUUCGAAGGUCACCUAUUUAUUUGUUUCAUUUAUUUAUAUGCUACUUUAUACUUAAGACAUUCUUUAAAGGAUCCAACCCUCUACUCAAUGAAGGAUCUACAAUGCAGGAUGCAAUUGCAGUACAGUGGCCCUGAUCUCUUCUUGGGUCACUCAUUUCGGUGGAAGAAGCAGAUCAAUGCAAUCAUUUCUUUGUGUAUGGAGAUCCAUGUUAUCCAUUGGUAAAGGUUGAACCAUUUUGUAACAGACUUACACACAGAGAGAGAGAUUUCUGGAUUGGGCAGUACUCUGUUGAAACUAAGAAGCAGCAAUAAUAUAUGUUUACAAAAUAUUAGGAUUCCCCCCCCCUCCGAAAUAACUAUGCUUAGCUUAGGCUUAUAAUGGUUUUCUCUCCAUGCUAUAUGUGCAUUCUGCGCAUUAAUUAAUGCUCACUAUUGUCUGUCUGUCAAGAUAUGCUCAUCACUGCUAUGGUUACCACUUUCAGUUUGGGUGCACUUUGUUUGACUUCAAGCCUCCAGCAAUUGCUUGAAAAUUUAUUGGAAUGAGUAAUGGAGAUUGCAAACUUUAGCACUGGAGGAAUAUUUAAAGUCUGCACUCAUUUGAUUCAAAUAGAGAGAAAAUUACUUCUAGGCAUUCUUUGACCUUUGAGGGGAUCAUCUGAAUGAAUUUGCAGACACGCUCAAGCUGUUGCCCAUUUCCCCCCCCUUGCGUGUAUUUGCAAAACAGCAAUUUAUACUUUAUCCAACUGAAGGGUAAGUAAUAAAUGGACAUGCAAUUGUUUUCACUCUGCAGCUCCUUCCUUUUUUCCAUCUUGAUAAGAGUAUGCAGAUAAUAAUUCAACAGAAUUAUAUUGAGUCUAGCAGUAAUGUACUUGCGAACAACUAAUUUACUUGCUAACUGUCCUCAUUUGGGGACAUCAUAAUAAUGUCCAAGAUUCAAAGAUAAGCAUGUGCAUGCCAAGAGGGGUGUUUGAUUUGUUUUCAUUGAAUGCUAAACUAAUCCCCAACCAAUAUUGUUGUUGUUUAGUCGUUUAGUUGUGUCUGACUCUUCGUGACUCCAUGGACCAGAGCACACCAGGCACUCCUGUCUUCCAUUGCCUCCCGCAGUUUGGUCAAACUCAUGCUGGUAGCUUCGAGAACACUAUCCAGCCAUCUCGUCCUCUGUCGUCCCCUUCUCCUUGUGCCCUCCAUCUUUCCCAACAUCAGGGUCUUUUCCAGGGAGUCUUCUCUUCUCAUGAGGUGGCCAAAGUAUUGGAGCCUCAGCUUCAGGGUCUGUCCUUCCAGUGAGCACUCAGGGCUGAUUUCCUUAAGAAUGGAUAGGUUUGAUCUUCUUGCAGUCCAUGGGACUCUCAAGAGUCUCCUCCAGCACCAUAUUUCAAAAGCAUCAAUUCUUCGGCGAUCAGCCUUCUUUAUGGUCCAGCUCUCACUUCCAUACAUCACUACUGGGAAAACCAUAGCUUUAACUAUAUGGACCUUUGUUGGCAAGGUGAUGUCUCUGCUUUUUAAGAUGCUGUCUAGGUUUGUCAUUGCUUUUCUCCCAAGAAGCAGGCGUCUUUUAAUUUCAUGGCUGCUGUCACCAUCUGCAGUGAUCAUGGAGCCCAAGAAAGUAAAAUCUCACCACCCAUAUAGCCAACUACUUUUGAAUGCCACCCCCAUUUCAAAAGCAGUUUACCAUUUGGAGUAAGAGGACAGCUGUUUUAGAAACACAAAUCCACAGCCCUGUUGGAAGUGUGGAACUAUCUGCCUGGGUCUUUGGACCCUCUCCUAUGAAUCCAUUAAAAUACUUUUUGGAAGUGAGAACUAGGCAGACUUGAACACGCAGCUGAUAUAACUUUGUACUUUCCAUAUGGAAGCUUCUGGCUUGAUAACGAUUGCCAUUGCCAGCCUGGAGAGCCAUUCAGGUGAUGAUUUGGAUCUCUGAGGGAAGAAUGCGAGAUAAUCCUUCUAACAUGAUUGAAUGUCCUAGAGCAAUUUGAGCAAAGUGCUCAGCAUGCCACAGCUUAAAGUAGGAUGCUGGAAGGCUGUGGGGCUGUAGUGCAAGAAAAAAAGAUGUGGCCAUAUGAUGGAAACGGGCAAAAUUAAAUGUAGGAUUUCAUUCCACGAACAAAAGUGUAUGCUGCCUAUUAUGGUACUUUAGUAUAGGAAAACCUGGAAUAACUUAAUAACGAAAUAGAUUAAUCAGCAGUCUGGAAAGAACAAAUUUCAUCCGUUGAUUUUUUUUUUACAUACAUAAAAGCUACAAUUACCUUCUGAUUACCUUGCAACAAUCUAAAUUUGUUAAUAGCAUUAUAUAUACAUUAUCUUCAUUUUUAAAACAAUUUCUACCUUGUUUUAGUCUGUGUGAUAUCAAGUUUGUAUUUAAAAGUGUAAAAAUCUAUAAGGUGUAAAUAUUAAAAAAUUGGGGAUUUUUUUAAAAGAAGGGUAUAUCGCUGCAUAGCAGGUGUCAUAUGCACCUCAAUGAAGAACAGCAUCUUUUACCCCUUCUAUGCAUAUAUAAAAAAUGAGAAUACAACUGUGUAAGAACUGAUACCUGGAUUUGUUUGUUUUCCUCUUUCCUCCCCAUCCCACUUCCUUUUUUGUAUUGCAUAUAUAAGAAUAGAACACUAUUUUAAAUUGUAAACCACCUUGGAUGAAUUAGCAGAAACAUGGGUCAUAAAUGUAGUACAUACCUUAAAAGUAAGGAUGUGUAUUUGAUUCAAAAGAAUCCAGAGCCCAAGCAGGGCACCUCAGAAAGAGUUGUGGCUUGUCUGGGGUAAAGUGGGAUCAGCAGAAGGUGGCCGGAGUUGAAGGAAAGAUUUUAUCAUAUAUAGAAUAAUACCAGGGUGGGGUGAUGGGGGAAAGGAGAACUCCAUUGCGAUUGACAGGCAAGUUUGUAUUCCGGGUGAAUUAUGAAUUAUUAUACCUGGAAACCAAAUCCCUUUUGGCUCGUCUCAUUCACAAAUCAACUUUAAAAGGUAUCUAGCGCAAAAGCCCCUGAGUCUCUUUAACUGCAGUUCAGUGGAUUUCUUAGCUAUGAGUGCUUCUGUCUUGCCUGAACUUUUCAGACUCAUUGCUCACAGAAUGCUGGUGGAGAUUACCCACCCCAAAACAACAAUGGCUGCCCUCGCAGAAAAAUACUUCCGUUAUCCACUGGAAAUUUGGCAUGGUCCAUGUCCUCAGAAGGGGUGACCUUGCCUACAAAUUUCAUUCAAUUCUGCUUCAGAAUAAAACAAAUAUUGUUAACAUUUCCUUAAAAAUAAUAAUUUAAAUUUGAAACUACACAACACAAAACCCCCUGAACAUAUUUGCCUAGAAUUUGGCAGGUUGUAUCUACUCUUGAGGGACUAGCUUGCUUGCAAAUUUUACUCACUUGUGUCAAAAGAAAAUCGUUACAGAUUUUUAAUAAAAUUCUUUUUAAAAAAUUAUCAGAAGUUUUAAAGGAAAACAUGCAUGAGUAAGCCCCAUAUAAAUUAUAUUGGGAGUUGCUGUUACAGACCUGUGGUACUCUAGUUCUGCUAAUUUCACUAAAAUGCACAGUGUUUAAUUAUACAACUUCACUGUGAUCAAGUUGACUGAUUUUUAGGAAAAUGAAGAUAGUUGGGCUAGGAAUGAACAGUUAAAUGUAUUUUUGAACACAUUUUUUUGUUUCAUUGUGACCCUAACUGCUGCUAUUUCAAUGCUUUUGCAUAUUUAUUUUAUGCAACACUGAUUGUUGAAUAUUUCAUUCUUCACACUGCUAAGUUCCAUUAUUUUCCCUCUCCCAACCUUUCAUUGAACUACCAUUAGCAUGGAUAAAGCAGAUGAUGAAGAUGACGAAGACCUAACUGUGAACAAAACAUGGGUACUUGCUCCAAAGAUUCACGAAGGAGAUGUCACUCAUAUACUGAACUCUUUACUCCAGGGCUAUGAUAAUAAACUCCGACCAGAUAUUGGAGGUAAGUGGUAUUAAAAUUUCAGUUUUAAAAGAAUAUAUAUUGAAUACAUCUUGGCAACAGCUGUUUUUGUUCUUGACAUAUCUUGGCAGCAUACUGGAUCAGGCCUCUAAUUCUGGGAUAAUUGUGCUCCGAGCCCCAAAACGCAUCCCCCAUGGAAAUACAGUGGAGACAGAAUUUAGUUUAAAUGUUAAUGGGCAAAUUUUGGCCACAACUUUAUUAAAUACACAAAUGUGACUGGUAUUGACUUAGGCAUUGGUAUCAAAACUAUAAUUGGCUCCUGCCCCACCCUAGCAGGAAGCCUGGAAGGGUAAACUACCAGCAGGGGGAGCGCCAUCAAUGUAUAUUGACUGGUGCUCACCCCUGGGGUUCCCGGGGGUCCUGGCAUGGCCCUAGCCCCUCUCCAGGCUUCAGAUGAGAUCCAGACCCCCGGAUUCCUUUAACGGAAUACCCUAUUAAUUGGAGGGGCAGGUGAUGGCUGCACCUCCCCCCCCCCACAUUCCCCUAAACCAAUGCCUAACCGCCAAACCUUACAAAGUUGUGACGAUUGCUAAGAGGUAGGCAAAAACCAAGUGGCCACAACCAAUCUGCCACAUUGGACAAAAUUCCUACCCGGCUCCCGUUCCAAAACAGGCGACCAACCAAAGUCCAAAGCAAGGCCAAACACGACCUAAUUAACGGGUGGGUGGGCAGGUGUUCGGCAGCGCGAAGCAAAAGGAGGUCCCAACGUUGCGCUGCCAAAUAAAUAUCCCCAACCCCCAACCUUGCCACACUGCUGAUUGGCUAAAGGCCAUUGGCUUAACUGUGGCACCACCGGCUUGGAGUGGGGCAAGCCCCGCCCACAAGCCAAUUGGGGGAAGAGUUCCAGGGCCGAGCACAACAUGGGUCCUCUGUUAGGAGAAUCUAACUUAUCACAAAGUGUCUGUUUAAUGUAAUGCAUGUAAGACCCGCUAGUGGAACACUCAUUAUCCAAAAUGUCAGUUAUCCAAACAAAAACAAUUAUACCCAAACCUCACUACAACAACUGAGGGUUCAGAUAUCUGAACAGCUGGGAUUUGCCCACUUCCUUACUUGUUUGUGCUUUGCUGGUCAGCGGCAGCCAUAUUGGGCCGAAACCAUGGAGGGAGAAGGAGAGUUUGGACAAAUCGGUCUUUGCUUUGUUUGCCUUUUGCUGGUUGACUGCAGCAGUUUCUGGCAGCAACCAGGGCCGGGAGGGAGAUGCAACAAAUUAGAAAUGUUCCCAUAGGAAAUAGUGGAAACCCUCAGCGCAUUAUGUGAACACUUGCCUAAUGAACAAUUUCUUGGGAAUGCAUUGCGUUUGGAAAGUCGGACCUGUGUGCCUAUUAAAAGCAGAGAUUCAAUAUACUGAUUUUAUUGUAAAGUUACUCCUGGCUUUUCUACAACCGCCAUAGUCCAGAUAAAAAGACAAACAAAUCACUAAACUCUUCCAUGCUGAAAGUUCCUCUUUUGAUUGCACUUCUUUAAUUGCUUAAUGGAUCAUAGUCACAUUUCUAUCCUAUCUUGCACAAAGGGAAAGCAACCUGAAGCCACACACCUACCCCCCCCCCCAAUUGCAGCAAUGAACUCUGUUUACAUACGAUACCUGAAAAAUACCGUAUUUUUCGCUCUAUAACACGCACCCAACCAUAACACGCACGUAGUUUUUAGAGGAGGAAAAUCCGUAGGCAUGCCACCCAUAGGCAUUCCCUCCAUAACACGCACAGACAUUUCCCCUUACUUUCUAGGAGGAAAAAAGUGAGUGUUAUGGUGCAAAAAAUACGGUAAUGAAGGUCUGCUUUCAAAGUGAGGAACCACCUUUCUUAUGGCACAAGGAGAUAGGCUCAAAUGACAACUGUUGCUCAUUAGCUAUUGAGGUUAUCUGGAGAUGACAUUGAUUACAUUGCUACCCACCCCAUUUUGUUAGAUUUGGGGUGGGCUGUGAAAUGUGUAUUAUAGUUUUUAAAGUUUAUGUGUAUGACCCAGGUGGCUCCCGGGCAGAGAGAAAUUCACAAUUAAAUGAAUUAUUGCUCAGGCAGACAAGGACAGGGGAGUGGGCUGGUGAAGAUGUUUUCUUUGAAGUUAAGUUUGAAAAUACUCUGCAACAUAACAAUUAAGUUCUGAGUCACUGUUCUUUCAUAUAAGUGAUUGAUUUUGUGCCCGGUGUAGUGUAUUGAUCAAGAGUCUAGCUGAAGAGAUAUUAAUAAACCUGAGUUGUGCUUUGGUCGGGAUACAAUUACGAGGGCUGAAGAAGCUAAUGGAUUUUCUAAACCUAUCUUUGCUAAGAGCAUAUUUGAGAGGAAAGAAUUGGUUUUGUGUUUUCAAUGUAUUAAUUUGCAGGCUGCAUAAUUAGUGGUGUAUUUGAUUGGUUUUACCCAUUUGUUACUUUUAUGCAUUAAUCAUAAUUUGGAGUAUGAAUGCUUGCCAUCCGCUCCCCGUGCCCCAGCUUUAAAAGCUUAAAAAACCCUUUUCCCCCAAUGUUUUAAUAUGAUCCAUGUUAAUAAACAAUAUUUUAUGUCAACUAAGGUUGCAAUCCUACAGUACUUACCUAGGAAUAAGACCCAUUCAAUUCAAUGGGACGUCUGUGUACAUUGGGUCUGAACAUAAAUAGAAGAGCAAAGUUUUAGAUGAGGUGUUCCACCGAAGCAUGAUGCUUAUAUUAAGAACAUUUUUUAGUUGAUAAAUUACAGGUGUUUGGCCUGAUCUACCCCCUCCCAAAUGUGCAGAGCAGUAGGCAAGCAACUCUGUGUUUUCAGGAGGAAGUGCUGAUUGGCACUGAAUAGUGCCAAUCCUUUCUCUUCUUCCUCUGCCAACCUUCUGCAGGGAUUCUGCUGAUAUGCCAGCAAAACCUCUGCCUAGCUGGCUACAUUAUAUAGCAGGGAACCCUUCCAUGUACCACAUAUGGGCAUUCAACAGCUGUUUUCUCUAUGUGCUCCUCUAAUGUUCCAUGUUGGAGUACAUAGGGAACUCCCUUAUACUAUCAGACUAUUGGUCCAUGUAGCCUUUUACACCCUUGUGCAAAUUAAUUGAAACAAACAAUGUAGUUUAUUCUACAAAACUCACAUAUACAUGUACAAAACUCACAUAUACCGUACGUACAUUAGUAACGGAUAUGACCUCCGCUAUUUUUAAGCAGCAUUUGAACACGGUUUGGCAUGGAGUCUACUAGUUUUGAACAGUCACUGUUGAUUUUCGGAUCCCUGUACCACACUUGAAUCCGCGCCUGAAUGAGCUUCUCCGUAGUCGUACAGUCUACAGCACGGAGGCGACUUUUGCAUAUAGUCCACAAAUUCUCAAUGGGAUUUAAGUCCAGGGAAUUCCCUGGCCAAUCAAUUACCUCUAUUUGCUGCUCUGUCAUGAAUCUCUUUAUCGCUUUCAGUGUGUGACAGGGGGCUAGGUCCUGGUGCAAUAUCCCAGGACCAUCAGGAUACCUCUUUUCCAGCUCUGGAAUAACUCUCUUUCGUAGAACCUCACUAUAUUGUGGCGAGCGCAUCAUACCUUCUACUGGCUGCAGGCUUCUGACACCAUAAUGAUCAACUCACUUUUUUGUGUUUGUUUUGAGUACAGGAUUGAAACAUGCUUUGUUUCAAUUAAUUUGCACAAGGGUGUAUUGUCUAUUCUGAGUGACACCUGUUUCUCAGGGUCCUAGGUGCAUCAUCAUUUACCUGUUCCAUUGUAACCUGGAGUUAUGGGGUACUGAACUUGGUACCUUGGGCUUGCAGAGCUUGAGCUCCCAUAGAAUAGCUUGCUGUGGGCCUGGAGAGUAGUGGGCAACUGGAUGCCAGUUUGAGGUGUGGAAUGGUACCCCAUUGUUAAAAAUGGCCAGGCAUGUUGCAGUGUGCUCAGCAUAGUAGCAUAGCAUACCACCUGAAGGUCAGUACCAAGCUGUGUACAAUGCCCAUGAAGCUGUGUGUCCACAGAAAGGGAUGCAUUAGGAAGACUAAUGGUGUGGUCUUCUAUUGAUUCACAAAAAAAUUACAUUACUCGACAACAAAGGAAGCACCGCAUUUCACAUGGAAUUAUGCUUACUGUUUUGUUUAGUGAGAACUACAGUAAUUGAAACUGAUGUCUAUGUUAACAGCAUUGGUCCGGUCGAUCCAAUUAAUAUGGUAAGUUUAUAGUUACAAUAGAACUUCCAAGGUAAGAUUAUUUUUUGAUAUCCAUCUGCUUUCCAAUGCCUCUCACACUAUCAAGAGAUAAGAUAACCUUGUGCUUUUGAAAAGCAACUAUUAUUUUGACUGAGAUAGCUGAGACAUCAAGUAUUCUUUAGAAGCUACUUUUGUUAUCAAGGAAAAUCUAGCCGAAUUAAGAGUCAUAGAAGACAAAGGCAACAUUUGAAAUAGAACUACACUAACCUUAUUCAAUGACUCCCUUUUACUUCGUAUCCUCCUGACAAUCUGUAAAUGACUGCUUGGCAGAUCAAAACUAAAUUAGGCGAAAAUGGAAUAUGAUCUAAGUAUAUUUAAAUACCAACAAAUACUGUUUAGGUACUUAUGCUGUUAAAAUAUGCAAGGUAGGAAAACUUGCAUGCUGCUGAAGCUUUAGUAAGGUAGCUUUUGACUUCCAAUUUGGGACUGAGGCAGUUUUGAUUGUAGGAGGGUGACCAACAUUCUGAUCAUACUGUGUUUUAGAACCCUGAUUUGCUAGGAUUCUAAAAUAUGCAAAAGAGCACCCUCUAAUUUGCGGAGGGUGAUCAGAAGGGUCACUGUGACCCCACUUUACAUGUUUGUUUAACACUAAUAUAGAAUGUGUAAAGAGGGCUUUCAUCUUCGUGAAUUCUGAUAUAGACUGUACUGAGAUUCACGACUUCUGGACUAAAACGCCAAUUCAAACAUUGCUAUCAAUCAGAUUUUUCACUUCUCUGAAUGUUGUAGUGCAAUUGCUGCUGCUGCUGGUUUAAAAAUAUCAAAAUGUAAUUUAAAAUGUGUAUUUUGAGAUAUAAUACUUUCAGAUAUGUUAUUUAGAUGUGAAUUUUCAUGAAGAUUUUUUUAAAAUUGAAGAUUAAUGCAAAAAUGGAACACAAGUCAUCAAAUGGUGGCAUUUGUCCAUACCUAGUAAUGAUCUCCUCUAAGCACAGCUCUGGACAGCUCUGUGUUCUCUCUCUCUCUCUCUCUCUCUCUCUCUCUCUCUCUGUGUGUGUGUGUACCUUUUCAGAGCUUCUGAUCUUGUAGCUACACUGACUUCCAAUAGCCAUAGGAAGAAAACCUAUGGAUCUUGCAUAAUGCCUUUGACACCCCUAAAUAAUUAUUUAAGAGACCCUCUCAGGUAAAACCCUCAGUACUGAAUAGCAACCAUGGCUCAGAAAGCUGUGUUUGUAGUAAACCACCCUGAGAGGAGCUAUUCAGAUUGAGAGUGUUUAGAAAUUUUAAAAUAAAGAAAGAAAAGGGUGGGGUGGGGGGAAGAAACCCUGUCACAAACUGGAUUGAUUUUUGUCAAGGUGUUAAGUGUCUGCCUAUUUCUCUUUGCUUCAACAAUCUAUAUGCAGCAAACUUUUACGAGAAUUCAUUGAGUUUGUUUCCAUGUUUUUGGCUGCAUAGUUAUUCAGCAAGGUGAUUGUGUUAGCAUUCAGGGAUUGAUGCCAAACACCGUAGUUCACAGCUUACAUUUUCAAAACAUUCAAAAUAGAUGAUAAUUUCCAGGUAAGAGUUUUGUUUGUUAAAAUAUUUUGAUAACUUUGCAUAACACUUAGCUGUAAGUGGGAAUAGUUAGUGCUAAAAGAUUAAUUACUUCAACAAAUUACCAUAAGACCUUGAAAUAAUUUUUAGAUUCAUUUCUGGGUUUUUGCCAACUUUUGCAAUUGGCUUGUUUUGAAAAGCUACCCCAAAUAUUUACCCCAAAGCCUUCCGAGCUCUCUUUCACACCAUUUUUCCAGGUCAGUUAGGAUCACAAUUUUAUUCUACAUUCAUCAUUACUCAAUAUAUCUUCUCCCUUGAAUCAUCUAUUUUAUGCUGUUGUUUCUCAUUGUUGUCUUUUCCACGGUAUAAUAUUGUAUCAUUAUUCAGAGGCAUCUCAUUUUCAGGAUUUAAGGGGGAAUGUUGUGGAAGACAGAGUCCAGGGAAAGGGACAAAUUUGAUGGGUGGUAGAGUGACCACUAGGGGGACGCGGGUGGUGCUGUGGUCUAAACCACAGAGCCUAGGGCUUGCCAAUUGGAAGGUCGCCGGUUCAAAUCCCUGCGACGGGGUGAGCUCCCGUUUCUCGGUCCCAGCUCCUGCCAACCUAGCAGUUCAAAAGCACGUCAGAGUGCAAGUAGAUAAAUAGGUACCGCUCCGGUGGGAAGGUAAACAGGGUUUUCGUGUGCUGCUCUGGUUUGCCAGAAGUGGCUUAGUCAUGCUGGCCACAUGACCUGGAAAAACUGUCUGAGGACAAAUGCCGGCUCCCUCGGCCAGUAAAGCGAGAUGAGCGCCGCAACCCCAGAGUCGUCCGCGACUGGACCUAAUGGUCAGGGGUCCCUUUACUUAGAGUUAGCACUAGAUGCCUUUUUUAAAAAAGGUAUUUAUCAGCAUUCAUGAUACUUAUCCCAGGGUGGCUUACAGUGCAAUUUAAAACAAAACAAUAAGAUGUACAACAAACCAAUUAGAGUGCCCAGAGGAAAGGCAUAAAUGAGGAGGCCCAGGCCAGAGAGAACAUAUGGUUCAGCUCCUGAUAACAGCAGAUUGAGAGGACUCUGUUGCUAUAUAUUUGAUACCAUUUUUAAAUUGGGUGCCUUAGCAAAAAGGCAAUAUAAAUGCAAUCUAGCAAUCAAAGUAAUCAAUAACACAAUUAGUACACUACUCAGUGGGUUGCCCAUGUAACAUUAGUCCGAGUCCGAGUAGACCCACUGAAAUUAAUGAACCUGACAAACAUGACAAUGGGUCAUGGGAAUUAAUGGGAAAUUAAUUGGCAGCCGGGUUGGCAUUGUAUGCGCAAACCAUCUUGUGAGCAACCUGGAGGCUGAAUUCUGUGCCAGCUGAAGUUUCCAAACUGCCUUCAGAGGCAGCCAGCCCUACGUAUAACCUAGAAGUUACUAGAGCAUAGAUGACAGAAGUUCCAUUGAAUUCAAUGAAACUUUUUUCCAGGUAAGGGUAUACAGGAUUGCACCUGAUAGCAAAUCCCUGUGCAAAAUUAUGUACUGUAAGAAAGUUUACCACAACUCCCUCAAACAUUUUAGUUUGUCAUAAAUGUGUGAGUCUUAGGCAAUCAGCACCUUUAAAAGGUAAAGGGACCCCUGACCAUUAGGUCCAGUCGUGGCCGACUCUGGGGUUGCGGCGCUCAUCUCGCUUUAUUGGCCAAGGGAGCUGGGGUUUGUCCGCAGAUAGCUUCUGGGUCAUGUGGCCAGCAUGACUAAGCCACUUCUGGCGAACCAGAGCAGCGCACGGAAACGCCGUUUACCUUCCCGCCAGAGCGGUACCUAUUUAUCUACUUGCACUUUGACGUGCUUUCGAACUGCUAGGUUGGCAGGAGCAGGAACCGAGCAACAGGAGCUCACCCAGGCGCGGGAAUUCGAUCCGCCGACCUUCUGAUUGGCAAGUCCUAGGCUCUGUGGUUUAACCCACAGCGCCACCCACGUCCCUAAUCAGCACCUUUAUAUUUUACCAAAAGCAAAAGGUGCAGUAUCUAGGGAAGAGGUAGCCCUCCAAAUAUUAUGAAUCACAAUUCCCAGUAGCCCCAGCCAAGAUGGCCAAUUGUCAGGGAUAAUAGGAGUUGCAGUCUAACAACAAGCUGAAGGGCGCUACAGUGUUGGCUACCCCUGACCUAAAGUAACAUGACUACUCAGAAGCAUGGAGUGGGCGUCAUGCUUUUAGUUCUACCCUGAUGUCACCUCUUUGUAUUUCAACAAUCAUGUCAUUUGUGUGGAUGUAUCUAAAGAAAGCCCAGAGCAAGUCUUUCUCCUUAAGAGUAAAGGCUCCAUGCGAUCAGGACACCUGAGGAGGACUGGUGGGAGUUGCAACCCAAAAUAUUUGGAGGAUACCAGGUUUGAGGAAGGCUUGUCUACACAAUCAUGUACUACCUGUGAAUGGGGCUUUAGCACUGUAUCUUUUUCAUUUAAAAAAACCCACCCCAAUAUCUUGCAAAACUGAUGUUUUUGUGAACUCUAUUAAUAAAAUGACAGGGUAGUACAGCAUCUUUAUCCUGUAGGUGACUGAGGUGCCACUGAAGGUCAUUGUAAUUUAUGUCUAAUGAGGUCUGCCCGUGAUAAUCACAACAUGAGAUACUUGUAGGUCUUGGUUUCUUAUCACUUCCUAAAUUAGACACCUCUUCAUAGAAAUACCCUUAAUUUAAACUUGGUAUAAAAUUGUGCUUCAUUGGUAGCAAUUAACUUGAAUUGCUUGUGAGCUACUUCAGGAUGCUCACUCCAGAACUGGAAUUCUUGGGGCUUUGGCAUGGGAUCUCCAGUGGGGACCCCCCUCUCCUUAACCUUGGAUCUUUUUCAUGCUCCCGCUGUCCUCUUUGAGGGCUCCAGUCUUAGUGAGAGUGGCAGUGCCUGAUGUUGCUAUUUUGUUGUCCCUAGAGCUGGCUCUACAUAGAGAGAAGUAAAGUCUAGACCAGGCAUGGCCAAACUUGGCCCUCCAGAUGUUUUGGGACUACAACUCCCAUCAUCCCUAGCUAACAGGGCCAGUGGUCAGGGAUGAUGGGAGUUGUAGUCCCAAAACAUCUGGAGGGCCAAGUUUGGCCAUGCCUGGUUUAGGGACAGGAAAAUAAUUUGGUCUUCUUUUUGCAGUGGCUCAUUCCAAAAAAUGCUUCUGGAUCGAACCACAAGUCCCAUUCCAGUCAUGCACUUCUUUGGGUUUUACGAUUCUUUUUCACUGUGCAAAAAGUGUGCACAAAAAUACCUAUUUUAUGUAAAAGCUGUGUGAAGAAAUGCAUAUGGAUAGCUGCAUUGGAAAGUGUAUAUUUUAUGUAAAAACUGUGGGUUUUACAUAAAAGAUUGAUCACAAAAUUCUUGCAGUGGCACACAGCAGGACGGAAUGGAAUGGAACGGAACAGAGUUAUGGUUGGGUGCCAGCAAGAGUGAAAGGAAACAGUAUUAGCUGCUAAGCCCCAUCCCUAGUAAAGACUUCAACAAGUCUAAGUGACUGUGCUCUGUGUGGAUCAAGGAGGUGGGCUUCAGACGCAAUAAAUUCUAGUGCUGUCACUCAACAGAGUUUGUUUACUUGGUGUUUACAGCACAGCCUGCCUCCUAAAUCAUGCUUAUGUGCUCAAGGUUGGAGAUGCAAGAAUGGAAAAAUAAUGAAGAGAACAGUCAGUCCAUUCCAGCAUGUGUGGCUUGUUUACUUUACAUAAUGUCCUUCAUUAUGCUGCAAGGUAGUGGGAGAGAAAUGUUUUUGUGUGUGAAGAUUUCAAGAGUUGCAAUGUGUGCCUAUGUAUUGUACAUAGAUACACCUACAACAAGUUAGUCCAAUACACUUCUAAGGCCAUUGAAAAACCUGUCACAUCUUAGCCCUCUUCAGGCAUUCCAGUGAGGUCCAUGUAAACACUUGAGGCAGUGAGGAAGAGUAUGCUAGCUCCAUCUCUUUCUUCUCUGUCCCCAUCUCCUUCCAACUUGUGGAAAGUGAAGGCUUUCUGUGCUCAUGGAGACUUCCUGUUUUAGGACCCUGGAAAACUGACUGGCCAGCUGGUCAUUACAGACAAGGGCUGCAUCCGGCCUCCCACCGCAGAGACUUUGUAAGCCCUCCAGGGCAACAGCAAAACCUACCACCUGCUUCUGCUCCCCCCACAGGCACGAUGGAUGACUACCUUACCUAGGCAGGCAUCAACAUCCACCUGUUACCACAGUCACUCACCCUGAAUGUAGGCUUGCUCCAUCUGUCUGAUGAAGUGGCUCAGCAGGCAAGGAGCUGUAUGCAUGUGGCAAUAGAAAGGGCGUAGGCACAUACCUACAGGACCUACCCCCAACCUCUGGUGGUGGUGGUGACCAGCUCCCCUUCCACCCUGAUGCUGUGCAUCAGGUAAGUUCAAAGGUGACAACAAAGAAUCAGGUGAGCCAGUCAAUGAUGGCUCUGCUAAACUUGGGUCUGUGAGAGGGGAUGGAAAUCUGCUCCCUUAACCUAUGUUCUGCCAUAGUGAAAUGGGUGGGGAAAACAUUGGUGCAUUGUGGGUUAUUUAUUUGAAAAGUUCCCCUUGAAGUCAGAAAGUAUGAAAUUUCUUGUACUAUGUCUGCAUCUGUUCUACAGUUUUGUCAUUGACAAAUGUAUUGUUUGGAUUUGAUAUCCCGCUUUAUCACUACCCUACGGAGUCUCAAAGCGGCUAACAGUCUCCUUUCCCUUCCUCCUCCACAACAAACACUCUGUGAGGUGAGUGAGGCUGAGAGACUUCAGAGAAGUGUGACUAGCCGAAGGUAACCCAGCAGAUGCAUGUGGAGGAGCAGGGAAGCAAACCCGGUUCACCAGAUUACGAGUCCACCGCUCUUAACCACUACACCACACUGGCUCCCUUGUCGUGGACAGAAGUGGCAUAGUUUGUUUAUGAUUCUCCGCUGUGCUGCUCCAAAUUCUAUCCUCCUCAGCUUGGUCCCAAUUUAGCAUUCCUGCUUGCCUAUCUGUGCCAGCAGAACUGCUCCGCAAUGUGUUCCAGCAGCAUAUCUGAGGUUCCCCACCAUUGUAUCCAUCAUGGCAGCGACAUAUCGCACCCCUCAACCUGCAGACCUGCGGUGUGGGAUCGUGCCCCAAAAUCUUAAAAAAUAACAUAUUUUGUUUCUGUGUGGCUGCUGCUGCCGCUGCCUUCUCACAGAAGCAAACCACUUUUCCAGAGCAAUAUAAAAAUAAACACAACAGCAUUUGUUAUAUAAAUGUGCAUAACUGCCUGCUCAACACAUUUGACACGACUCAUAAUAAUAAAGCAUUGAAGCGAUACAGCUUGUAUUUUCUACCUGGCAACUUCAGGACAUAUUCCAGGUUCAGCUGAACCAGAAAGUAGGUGCAUUAGCUGUAUGUGGAGGAUUCCUAAAGACAAAAUAAAGUCUUGUCUCACACCUGCCCACCUGCCUGUUGUUGUUUAGUUGUUUAGUCGUGUCCGACUCUUGCCCUGGACCAGAGCACACCAGACACUCCUGUCUUCCACUGCCUCCCGCAGUUUGGUCAAACUCAUGCUGGUAGCUUCAAGAACACUGUCCAACCAUCUCGUCCUCUGUCGUCCCCUUCUCCUUGUGCCCUCCAUCUUUCCCAACAUCAGGGUCAUUUCCAGGGUCUUCUCAUGAGGUGGCCAAAAUAUUGGAGCCUCAGCUUCAGGAUCUGUCCUUCCAGGGAGCACUCAGGGCUGAUUUCCUUAAGUAUGGAGAGGUUUGAUCUUCUUGCAGUCCAUGGGACUCUCAAGAGUCUCCUCCACCAUAAUUCAAAAGCAUCAAUUCUUCGGUGAUCAGCCUUUAUGGUCCAGCUCUCACUUCCACAAAGACAACAGGCCCACCUGCCUAGGGCUAUAUUAGUGCCCAAGCACUGAAGGACCAUGGCAGGUUCAUGUGUACCUCUCAUAUUCCCUUCUAGCAAUCUUCCAGAUGUUGAUGAGUAACUUGCAUGAUGCAGACACACAGAAGACUGGGUGGGUAUAUGGGAGAUGCUCACAGCUGUUUCAUUCUUGGUGUGGCCAUGUUCUGCAUGUGUAGGUGGGGUGAAGAGGAAUGGGGAAAACAAGGAUCAGUUCAGACCCAUGGGAAUCCAUGCAGGGAAGAUGAACCCUCCCACCCACAUACUACAUGGCUGCCAUAGUGCAUUUGGUAUCACUUCCCUAGGAACUCAAAAUGCUUUUUAUUUGUAUUGUAUAAAGGGCAUGGUGGCAUUUAUCAGAGUAAACAUCAUAAGAUGAUACAAUGUUUGCUUAUUCUGGGCAGCACAGCAAUUUAUUCAGAUGAAUACGUUACCUUUGUCAUGAGAUUAAAAUUAAUAGAAACUCAAUUACUGACCAGUAGAGGCUCUGCAAGAUGAAGUGGCCAAUUUGUAAAGUCUAAUGCUCCAUUAAGGAAUAGAGAAAGAUAUUGGGAGGAAAUGCAUGCCUUGGUCAGGAGGAGUAAUUUCCCUCCUACUGAUAAGCAUGGCAGUCUUUUUAAUGUGAUGGAUCUGAAUGCUGUUGGGAGAAGAAUAAAUAGAAUGAGGUUGUCUGGAUGUCUUAUUACAGUUUAUGUGGGAGAUGAAAAACAGUGUCUGGAUAUGAAAUCAAAAGAGAAUGUUAUACGAGUAAGGAUUUCUGCCCAAAGUCUGAUGAAUCAGUACCCACACCUGCAAUUAUGGUAUGGCACACAGAGCAUUGGUGCAGAUGUUUGGGUCAGAUGUUAGAUGGUUGCUGCCAAACCGCAGGGAAAGAGAGGCAAACUAGAAAACGUGAACACUCUCUGCCCAUUUAUGUGCUAACGGCUUUGUAAACCUCUACUGCAUGGAAUGAUGGCUCUUGCAGGUGCACAUAAUCUGUUCCAACCCAUUUCAUCUGAUGGACUGAUUUCUCAUCUGUGUCACUUUCAUAUGUCAUUCGCUCACAUCGUUCCCAUUUCUCCUGCUUUAGAAUACAUAUUUAAAGAAAUGCAUUUGCUCCCAUGAAAUAUACUCAGAGUCGAGUAGUGACUUCAUGCUCUUUAUUUCAGCUCAUAGGAUCAGUGAUUGAUUCCCCCCCCCCCCAAACCUCAGGCUUUAUAUACAUUAUUUACACAAAGGGUCCCAUGUGAUUGGCUGACUCUGCUUCUCUCCUGGAGCCUGGUUGGUCUGCUCCUGCAGGCCAAUCAGGUUGUUGCAUUCCAGAAUCCUACCGACCUGAUAGGCUGAUUAACUUCCUCCUGGGGCCUGAUUGGUCUGCUCCUGCAGGCCAAUCAGGUUGUUGCAUUCUAGGAUCCUAGCUACCUAUUGUUCUAGCAUCCAAGCUCAGUACAUAACAUCCCAACACACACAUUUUGCACAUUGUUAAAUGCAUUUUUGAUAUACUUUGCAUUUGAACAUUCAGGAAGUGGAAAAGCCAAUGAACAGCUAAGCAGGGGCCGAGUUAGGGCAGCACAAUUAGUUCUAUGCAGGGCAUAACGACUUUGACAUCAUGAAUUGAGAAGAAUGGAAGGCAAGAGGAGGGUGGCACCAAAUUUUGGCUUCGCACAGGGUCUGACCCUGUGCUAAGUUCUCAUCCAGGCAGGAGAUGCAGAUCAGGUUGUUUCAUAUCAGAAUUUGUAAAGGUCAAAUUGACUAGCACCCCUACUACAUUGGAAUGAUCUUCUUCUUCAGCUCUUGAAGUUUGUGCCACAUCACCCAAGCCUUGUAGGACAGGGGGGGUCAUCCAUGGAGAAGUUUGCUACAGUCAGGUUGCUUGAUAGGUAUCAUCCAAAUGUAAAGGUGACUGAUGUGCCUUUUAAAAAGAAAAUUCACGGUGUGAAAAUUAGGAAUGCAGUGUGAGAGAUGUAGUGAACAGGUGGGUAUUAUUUUUUUAAAAAAGGAUAUCAUUUGUAGUAAACAACCCUACAGUUUUCUAAAGAAGCAGCCUUUCUUCAUGUUAGGCUCAUACAGGCAUCCUUCUUAUACUACAGUGGUCCCUCGCGUUAAGUACUUAAUUCGUUCCGGAGGUCCGUACUUAACCUGAAACUGCUCUUAACCUGAAGCACCACUUUCGCUAAUGGGGCCUCCUGCUGCCACCGCACCGCCGGAGCACAAUUUCUGUUCUCAACCUGAAGCAAAGUUCUUAACCUGAAGCACUAUUUCUGGGUUAGCGGAGUAUGUAACCUGAAGCGUAUGUAACCUGAAGCGUAUGUAACCUGAGGUACCACUGUAUUAGGAAACUUGCCCUUAACAACACAUAUUUGUGAAUUGCCCUGACAAACAUGUAAAAGCCAGUUAUUAAAUUAUUUUAUACAAUUGACGGUCAUUCAGUCACGGGGAAUAGUGUAGACUCAAAGAUGUUGUGUUUACUGUGUGUCUUUAGACUCACAGAAAAGCACACUGCAACCCAAGGAGCCAUUAAAAUAUACUACCUUUCUUGCCAGUGUGGUAUUUUGCUAUUUCUUAUUAUUCAAGUGUCUUGCCUUUCAUUUCAACUAUUGUCAUGAAGCUAAGCCAGAAACCCAAGUGGUACAUGCCUUUCUCCACGAUACUUCAUUCCUUUCCCCCUCAUCACUGGCUUUGUAGCAUACACAACCAUUGGUUGGCAUUCUGUGGCCACUGAGUGCAUAGAAGAAGAAGAAGAAGAGUUUGGACUUGACAUCCCGCCUUUCACUCCCCUUCAGGAGUCUCAAAGCGGCUAACAUUCUCCUUUCCCUUCCUCCCCCACAACAAACACUCUGUGAGGUGAGUGGGGCUGAGAGACUUCAAAGAAGUGUGACUGGCCCAAGGUCACCCAUAGCCAUUGCUGGGCUGUUUUCGGGGUUCCCCCUCUCAGUUUUUUGCUAACUAGUUUGUGCUUCUGAAUACUUUGGGGCUUCCCUGCUGACAUCUCCUUGCUCAUAGGAGGAACUUCAGCAAAGGCAGUUCUAUCCAUUGUCAGGCACAUAGAAAACUUAUUUGAAUCAAAGCUCAGGAACUGGGCUAAGAUACAGGCCAUGGAAGUCAUAAUUAUAUUGAAAAAGGCUGCAGAACAAUGGAAAAAGUCGCGUGAAAGUCUCCGGAAUUGGAACGCAAAAAUAAAGGUGAUUUGGCAGUCAAAGCAGACUUCUCAGUGAAAUCUAAAUGACUGAUGUUCCUCCUUUGAUCUGCUCCUACUGUAUUAAAAAUAUUAAUCCAACUUCUUGAAAGAGGAACAAUGUGACCAUGUCACACCACAGGAAUUCAUCAGUUUACAGACAUAGAAUGCAGGCAGGGUUACUGGAAUUAGAUGCCUAAAGUUAGAAGCUAGAUCUGUAAUUGAAUGAAGCUGAUUUUCAAGAGUUUGGCACCCAGCCGCUUUCACUAAAAAAAAUAAAAAAUGUUGGCAAUUGUGAUUAGAGAGGCUCCACAGUGUGUGCUACUUAGCUCAGUUUCCUCAUGUAGAAACCAGAUUACCUAAUUAGAACUAAAUUCAGAGGGUGAAAUCCUACGUUUGUGGCAUACAGACAGCUCAAUGUUUGCUGUUGACGCCAGCCAUCUCAGGGCCUCUUCACACCUUACAGAUUUGAGGUGUACACCAACAAUCUUUAAUGUGUACCCCUGAAUGUGCAAAGUGUAAAUGAAAUAUACCUAUAUUUGCAAACGUGCUUCAUAUGGGUACACAACCAAGGAGCUCUGAUUGACUGCAGCUCCUUCUUAACAGUUUGUUGCAGAUGAUUACAGGAGGUCAUUGGCCCUGACAUUUUAUUUCCUGUUUAUCUCUUAUUGUACUGCAUGUGUGGUAGCGAAGCCUCACUGCUAGAAGUUCAUGCGUUGGCCUGGGAUGAAGGAGCCAGACAUGGAAUUGCAUGUAAAUACCGUAAUUCCGUAGUAUGUCUACGGCCAUACUACCCUGAACACGCCCGAUCUUGUCUGAUCUCGGAAGCUAAGCAGGGUCAGGCCUGGUUAGUACUUGGAUGGGAAUACCGGGUGCCAUAGGCUAUUUUUUUUGACACGGGUGGCGCUGUGGGUUAAACCACAGAGCCUAGGACUUGCCGAUCAGAAGGUUGGUGGUUUGAAUCCCUGUGACGGGGUGAGCUCCCGUUGCUCGGUCCCUGCUCCUGCCAACCUAGCAGUUUGAAAGCACGUCAAAGUGCAAGUAGAUAAAUAGGUACCUCUCCGGCAGGAAGGUAAAUGGCGUUUCCUUGCACUGCUCUGGUUCGCCAGAAGCGGCUUAGUCAUGCUGGCCACAUGACCCGGAAGCUAUACGCCGGCUUCCUCGGCCAGUAAAGCGAGAUGAGCGCCGCAACCCCAGAGUUGGCCACGACUGGACCUAAUGGUCAGGGGUCCCUUUACCUUUACCUUUAACUCCAUAGCCUUCUCUGCUCAUGGAAGCUGAUCAUCCGUGGUUCUAAAUCACACACAAGCUCCCUGCUGCAGACAUAACCCCUCAGAAAUGUGAGAAGGGUGAUGGAUCCAAGCAAUGUGAAUGUGAUGGAAGGUGGCAGUGAGCUUUCUCCUGCUAUUAUUAUUAUUAUUAUUAUUUACUAUUUAUUGAAUUUAUAUACUGCCCUAUACCCGGAGGUCUCAGGGCAGUUCACAUAAAAAGAUCCCAGUAUAUAAAAUAAAAAUAAAAACAAUAACCCAGUAAUACAUGCCCCCAAAAGAGCCAGAUUUUAAAAGGGUAUGGGAUGUUGAUCAGGUCAACCAAAGGCCUGGUUAAAAAGGAAUGUUUUUGCCUGGCACCUAAAGGUGUGUAAUGAAGGCUCCAGGCAAAUUUCCCUGGGGAGAGCAUUCCACACUGCAGGGCCACUGCAGAGAAGGCCCUGUUCUCAUGUUGCCACCCUCUGGACCUCUCAAGGAGAAGGCACACAAAGAAGGGCCUCAGAAGAUGAUCUCAGGGUCUGGGUAGGUUCGUACGGAAAGAGGCAGUCCUUAGCCUGCUAUCUCCCUCCUGUGCUUCAAAUGGCAUAGAGGGGUGAAAACCAGAAAACCCAAACCCUAUUGUUUCUUUGAUCAGAAGUAGGGAUAGACGAAUCUUACCAAUUUCAGUUUCUCAUUUUCCCCAUCUGAAAAUAUUUUCUCCACAUUUCCACAGCAAUUCAUGUUGUUUUUUAAAAAGACCUCAUUGAUAUUUGUCAGCAGCUUAGUGUGAAUUUAUCCUAAAAUGCACAAUGGUGCCUCCUUGAGAGAUGCCGGAACUGAGUUCCAGUGAGUUCUGGCUGAAAGAAAGCCCUGCUUAUAUGUAGGACACUUUAGUUGGAUACAGUGGUGCCUCGCAAGACGAAAUUAAUCCGUUCCACGAGUCUCUUCGUCUUGCGGUUUUUUCGUCUUGCGAAGCACGGCUAUUAGCGGCUUAGCGGCUAUUAGCGGCUUAGCGGCUAUUAACGGCUUAGCGGCUUUAAGAAAAGGAAACAAACUCGCAAGAACUCGCAAGACGUUUCGUCUUGCAAAGCAAGCCCAUAGGGAAAUUCGUCUUGCGGAACGACUCAAAAAACGCAAAACCCUUUCGUCUAGCGAGUUUUUCGUCUUGCGAGGCAUUCGUCUUGCGGGGCACCACUGUACUACCCAUAGGAUCUGAACCUAAACCAUGGGUAGGCAAACUAAGGCCCGGGGGCCGGAUCCAGCCCAAUCGCCUUCUAAAUCCAGCCCACGGAUGGUCCGGGAAUCAGCGUGUUUUUACAUGAGUAGUAUGUGUCCUUUUACUUAAAAUGCAUCUUUGGGUUAUUUGUGGGGCAUAGGAAUUCUUUCAUAUUUCUUUUUCAAAAUAUAGUCUGGCCCUCCACAAGGUCUGAGGGACAGUCGACCAGCCCCCUGCUGAAAAGGUUUGCUGACCCCUGUCCUAGACUGAUUCCAGUGUUUUUACUACCCAAUUUGAUACCUUAUGCUGAAAUUAUUCUCCCUCUCCUUUUCCAGGAGUACACCAUUGACAUCAUUUUUGCCCAGACUUGGUAUGACAGUCGCUUGAAAUUUAACAGCACCAUGAAAGUACUUAUGCUAAAUAGCAAUAUGGUUGGAAAAAUUUGGAUUCCAGACACUUUCUUCCGGAACUCAAGAAAAUCAGAUGCCCAUUGGAUCACAACUCCAAAUCGCCUGCUUCGCAUUUGGAGUGAUGGACGUGUUUUAUAUACCCUAAGGUAGAGUUGUUAACCACCCACUGAGAAUUUUCGGUUCUCUCCGCUGUUGUUUCCUGUUAAUUGCUAAUUUUGCAUAUUGCUUUGGAAAAUUUAAAGUUACAGGAUUUGCAGCCUAACCCUACUCAUGUGUACUCAGAAGCAAGUAAUUCAGAAAGAAUUGCAGCAGCAGAGAGUGCCAUGAGGGGGGGGUGAAACUUAAUUUUUGCAAAUUUCUUCAGCGAGGGGUCUUAAAAUAUUUGUUUUGGGUGGGGGGGUGAGGAAUUCAAAUCUGCUAUUAUUUUUGUUAUUGCACAACAUUCAGCUUGGAAAGUCUAUCUUUGAUGAAGAAGCACAUAAACUGCUUUUGGAAAACCGAAGAAUUUUAAUUUUGCCUUCUGAAAAUUAGCUGCCGCUAAUAAUAAUAAUAAUAAUAAUAAUAAUAAUAAUAAUAAACUGCAAGUAUUUGGCAAUUAUUUUUAAUUAUUUCCAUGCAAUUUUACACACAUCUUACUUAUCAAACAAAACUUAAUUCUAUUAAUUUAACCAAAAUAUCUUUUGAAUUCCCAAAUCAUGUCUACAGAGCAAGCUUCUGUAGCUGCAAAUAAAGAAAAGGAGCACUCUUCCUUGUCCUUCAGGAGAGAGGGACAAGAACCCGUAGCUCUCCCACCAGACAUCAGCCCAGGCCAAUAUGGCUAAUAGCCACAGAUGAUGGGAUUUGUAGUUCAGCAAGGGGCCAGAGGCUCCCCACCCCUGGGUUUUAGGGUUUUCAGUCCUGGUCGACAAAACUGCACCUAACAUGCAGCUUUCAUUAAGUCAGCAGACAAGCUGGUAAAUUGAGUUCUUAAAUUGAGCACGUAGCCCCAUGGUUUCCAACUGCAUUUUUGUGCACAGGGGACUUGCCCAAGGUGAGAGCAUUCUGGAAAACAAAGCAAAGUUCAGAUGUGAGCGAGUGUAGUAGCAGUAAAAGGAUCUGACAACCCUUUGGGCUGUUUGGCUCCCCAAGAAUCUCUGGCACCCUCCCUUUCUCUAUGGCAUUCUGUCCAUGGAAGGCUGGAGGGAAGAGCUGGCAAUUCUCAAACCUGCUUCCUUUGUUGUCAGGCCGAUAAUUUGCUUAUUUUGCUCCCCUAAGGCCAGCCAGUUGCUGUACCUUGUGCUGCCAAACUGAGAGACAUUCCUGUUCUAAUGUUUCAUUGGUAUAAAAGAGUGUACUUUGCAAAACACAGACUGGGAGUUAAGGGAGAAAUAAGGAGAGUUGCUGACUGGGCCGCUACAAAUAACAAACACACAGACAAUUUUAAACUCCGAAUUUAAAGGCCUUCCCUGAGGGGUUGGAAUGGGUUUUUUAAAUGGUAAUGCAUUAGCAGCUAGUUGCUAUGAGAAGAGUAGGUUGCACUCACCUCAGUCAUAGCCCAUUCUCUCUCCAUCAGGGAGUAAUGUAACCCAUUCCCCCCUCAAUAUAAAUAACUCAGUGCCUCUGUCUGUCACUGCUUGUUUACCCCAGUGUCCUUUCUGGCCAGAAAAGAACUGAUCUGUUGCGUGUGCAUUCCCUGUUGUUUGUCCCCGCCAUUCUUUCCUUGUGUGCUGGUCCCGUGGGUUUCCGUGAGGCGAGGUCGAGGGUGCAGUAUUGAGGCUCUCUGUCAAAGCUGAAGCUAGGUCCAAGGCAGGGAGUCGGGCGACUUCAGGAGAUCCGGCAGGACAGGGUUCAGGCAGGAACUGGCUACCAACAACGUUGCUCCCGCAACUUGGGACUGGGGCUGGCUGGCUUUUAUCUGCCCCGAGGCAUAGGGCGGCCCCAGUCCACAGGUGAUUCGCCUCUCCUGGCCUGGAGGUGAGCACUCCUCCUGCAGGAACUUACCGGUAGUUCCCUCCGCCUCUCUGCCCUGAGCCUCUGCAGCCCAGGAGAGGCUGGAGGGUUACCAGACCCAGAGGGAACCUCAGCUUCCUGUGAUGGGGCUGAGAGUGGAGCACCUGCAGGUAAUGGGUCCUCCAUCACCUCAGGAGCCAGAGCAGACUCAGCUGGUGCCUGCACCUGAGGAUCCAGCACAGGUGAGGACCCUUCAGGCUCAAGCCCCAGCCCUGGCUCAGCUGCUUCUGGAGGCGGAGAAUCCUGUGCAGGCUGGGAUUCCUCAGGUUCAGCUUCCGAGUCCAAAUCCCAGGCCAUCACACCUUGCAGUUAGUAACACCAACUAGACACCUCAGAGCCCAGUUGUUUACAUGCCUGUGGAGCGUCAUGACUGGCACCCGCAACCAAUCCGCAUUCAGCGACAUUUUAAAUUCUCUGGCCAUGGGCCUGUUGCACACCUGCUUGGUUUGACCGACUUGCAGGACUCACUUUCCCGCAGGUCUGUGACGCAUUUCUGCGCAGAGACAACAGGCUCCAGGGAGCCAUUGAGAGAUCCCUCAAAGGCAGUGGCAGAGCACUCACUGCUGGCACCCAGGGUGGGGGCGUGCAUGCCAGGGUGCGUGUGGUGUGCCUUCAAAAUAACCCCCUGUAGCUAAAUGGGGCCACAUUGGGCUGCCUGCUAAAAGGGGAAGAAACCCCUUCUCCAUUCACUGCUUGGACUUGUCCUACGCACACACUAGGCCUUUAAAGCCCCUUCAAGGCACAUUCUUCCCCUCAAAGAAUUCUGGGCACUGCGGUUUGUUAAGGGUUGCUAGGAACUGUAACUCUGUGAGGAUGCCUACAGUACCCUGUAUUGGUUUUUUUCAGUGAAUCCGGGGACACUUUUUUUAUUUUUUGAAGCAGAGUAGCAACAGGGAAUCAUUAGUGGGGAUGGUGAGGCAAAAGACCCUGGGCCCAAGCACACAUGCAUAUUGUAUAAAGGUGCAAAGCCCUUCUUUCGCACCCUGUGAAACAUAAAUGCACAGCUUUUUUAAAAACUGGGCAACAGCGCAGCGCAUGCCCGUGACUCCUGAGCCUUCCCUAAUCUCCUUCCCCCUCCCCCCUUUGUUUUGACAGAUCAGGGGGUGCUCAGGAGUCACGGACGGGCGGCCGUUGCCAGCCUGGUAGCGCAGUUGGCUCUGGCUGGCUUCAGGAGCUGCUCGCUGCCAUGGUGCAGGAAAAAUGGCGGGCGCCACGGCAGCGAGCAGCUCCUGAAGCCAGCCAGAGCCAACUGCGCUACCAGGCUGGCUCUGGGCUGCUGAGGCUGCCACUGCCACGUUUCCUGGAGACAGAUUUGCGAAUCUGGGGACAUUCCGGGGACGGAAUUUGUCCGGGGACAGAUUUGCAAAUCUGGGGACUGUCCCCGGGACCCGGGGACGUCUGGUAACCCUACCCUGCAUUCUCGGGGGAGCAGGGAGAGAUGUGUUGCAAAUGUGCUAUAAAGUUAUACUGUGUAGACAGCCUUUAGUUGCUGGGCUUGCAAACUCUGCAUCCUUUUGGAAAAGCCCCCCCCCCCAUUGCACCUUGCAGUUUGGGCAACACAUCUUCCAGGUAAAGGAUGUUGCAGUGGUGCCAGUAGACCUGGGACAUAGGUGACAAUCCCAUAGCUGGCUGCUGCUCCUGAUCCCAGACACUCACUUACCAAUGGGAGGAGACACCUUGUACCUUCUCUGCUUUGCGAUGGCUUCCUUUCUCAUCACACAGCACAGAAUCCCUGCUGUCUGCUCUUUGGCAAAGAGAGCCACCCAGCAAGGCUAUUAUCUAUCACAGCUAAUGUUUACUGGUGUAAGUCCAUUUAAAACCUGUGAAACUAUCUAUUAAUUAUGUGUGCUGUGUCCAUUCCCAGUGCAGUAAAGUGUUGCAGCCUGGGAAACGACUUCUGGGACUGCGCAGAACAUGAUAAUAGUGCCUCUUUAGGGUGGGAAGGUUUUGCCACUGAAGAGAAAUGACUUUGACAUCUUAGUUAAAGUGCCCAAUUCUUUCCAGUUCGUUCUCUCACGCUUUUCUCCACUUUCUAACCAGGUUGACGAUUAAUGCCGAAUGUUACCUCCAGCUUCAUAACUUUCCCAUGGAUGAGCAUUCCUGCCCCCUGGAGUUUUCAAGCUGUAGGUGGUAAAGCAUUUCACAGAAUUCUUCUCAUUUUAAAUAGAGGCCCCGUUGAUUAACAGGCUGUUCGGAGGGCUUUGUUGCACUUUGCACCAACUAGGUUUGAAGUGUCACGAGCACUUUUGGUAUCGCUUAUCACUUAUUUCCAGUUUAGGUGAAGUGACUCGCCUAUGGGGAAAUGGCAUUGCACCUCAAGGCCACCAACAAGGAUGGAAACCUAUUAUACAGAUCCAGAGCUUUGAUACAAAUGAGCCAUAAUCCCUGCUAAGGAAGUUUGUCAGAUUCAGGUUCUAAUGUAGAAGAAAUAAAGAUUAUUAUACGUGGCUCCAGGGUCUCCAGGAGAUGCUAAGGAUUGAGACAUCGACCUUCUGCAUGCGAAGAAGCUGCUCCAGUGCUGAGUUUCUGACCUUUUGCCAUCAUAGCUGUACCCACUGAUCCUAAAUUUAUCUAAGAAUUUCUAGCUUCAGUGGUUUUCAGAAUUAUACCCAGUGUUAUAAAUGGCAAUAAGCUUAUAAAACUAAUCUGCUCACAAGGACAUAACACUGUCAUGGGCAGAAUGAAAAAACAACAACCCAAAGUACAUCUAAACAGUUUCUUUCCAGUUCUUAAACUUAAUUGGGGAUAAAAUGUAACUACUACGUAUGUCUUUAAACUGUGCUUUAUUGCUGUCCUUUAUUUUAGUCCUCCAGGUGGGAAGUGCUUUCAGAAUUCGUUCCCUUCAAAGACGCAGGGCUUAUUCACACUUACUGUCCUCCACUCCAUGUUCAAGCACCGCCCCCCCUCAUGUAAAUCAAUAUUUCCUUGUAGUAUGCAUAAUUCUGCUUUUCUUUUUUAUCACUUGCAUACUUUAUGCUGGUUUUACUAACUUCGGUAAAUCAUAUUCAACAGCCCCUUUCAGCUUCCGAGAUUUCAGCAGGCAUUGCCUGUAACACUUCCAAUAAUAUAUUUACAGCUCUAAUAAUGGAAUCAUGGUACACACACGGCCCUGAAAUCUACUCAAAUCUACUGCAAAGGGUGGUUAACUUCUUAAUUGAAGGCUGUCUUCCUGUUGCCAUCACUUUUAGCAAUAACUUAGAAAAGCCUCCUUAUUUACCUCCACAAGCCGUUUACCUAUUAGUGGAACUGGACUAUUCUCUGAAAGUUGUUCUGUAGUUAUAUACAACAUGCUAAAACAUUCUGUAUCAGCAUUCCACCACCCCUCCCUGCUACAGGGUGCUUGAUUUUUUUGUACAAAUGUUGUGCUACUAUCUUCUAGAUGGAUAUCCGAGGAAUGAAAUUAUAUACAAAUGGAAAAAGUCCUCUGUGGAAGUGGCAGAUCCCAAAUAUUGGAGAUUGUAUCAAUUUGCAUUUGUAGGCUUACGUAAUACAACAGAUAUCUCCCAUACACAGUCCGGUAAGGAAACAACCACAUUUAUUUAAACUAGAUAUUUCUGGACUAUGGAUGCAAGUAGGCAUUGUUUUCUGUUUCCCCCUGUUUUCAUCACAUGCAACACUGUUUCUGUUCCACUACAGCUCAUCUUCUGUUAAAAACAGUACUAUUUAUCUUGAUGUCUGCUGCAACGAAAUCACAUAACUUACACAAUUGAUGUAACUGAUUAUAUAAAUUGAGUUGUGAUGUUAUUCCACUUCAGUGUAAAGGAAACAAAAAUGCUAAGGGCGAAGGAGGAAGUAUUGUUUGCAGACUGAAAACAACAACCAAUACCAAUUGUAUUCACGGAAUUGAUUUCCACUCUGGAUGUGGAAUGAAUAAGCUGACUUGGGCAGUUUCUACUCCUGUGUCCUUAUUUGUCAGAAUUCUCUGACAUUCCUAUUCUAGACUCAUUUUUUGGUGGAAGAUUUGUGUGUGUGUGUGUGUGUGUGUGUGUGUGUGUGUUUCCUACCUGUAACAACCUCAGAGUAAUGUUUCAGACUCUGCUAUUCUCACUCAUAUAGUUGAAUGAAAAUGAACCUUACUCAGUCUCUCCCCCCACCUCAGACCAAAGGGAGUGCACUUCCCUCAUACCUGUGUCUAGUUCCCACACUGCAUAGUGUUUUCCCCUAAGCAGUCCCUCCAGAGUCUUCCCAUUGUGUGCCUCCAGCCUUCCUCCAUGGUGCUCUCUGCUGUGUUUGAGAAAGUAGCAAGAACCUGGGAGCAGUGUGCCAUGCACCACACCCCACUCACCCACUGCAGGCACCUCCGUGCAGUUUGGGUGCAUCUGUGUCUUAUUGGGUCAACAGGGAGGAAGGAUCCCACCACAUGGCACACCAAGUACACACCCUUUCACAGUGGGUUUGAUUUUAUACUAACUAGGUAAAGGUAAAGGGACCCCUGACCAUUAGGUCCAGUCGUGACCGACUCUGGGGUUGCGGUGCUCAUCUCGCUUUUUUGGCCGAGGGAGCCAGCAUACAGCUUCUGGGUCAUGUGGCCAGCAUGACUAAGCCGCUUCUGGCGAACCAGAGCAGCACACGGAAACACCGUUUACCUUCCUGCCAGAGUGGUACCUAUUUAUCUACUUGCACUUUGAUGUGCUUUCGAACUGCUAGGUUGGCAGGAACAGGGACCGAGCAAUGGGAGCUCACCCCGUCACGGGGAUUCGAACCGCCGACCUUCUGAUCGGCAUGCCCUAGGCUCAGUGGUUUAGACCACAGCGCCACCCGCGUCCCUUGUAUUAUACUAACUAGAGAAACUGUAUUUCUCUAUUAUACUAACUAGAGAAAUACAAUUAUUGUCACCUUCUUUGUUAGAAGCCAAAUAGGCAAAGAUUUAGUAAUUUAUUUUUAAUAACCUAUGGUUUUAUUGAGUUUCCAUGAUACAGAAAACAAUGAACAGAACCCCCUUCAUUCCUAAGAACAACAAGAAAAUAAUUACAGUUUCCCUUCACCUCCCAGCUGCUCACUUUGACCUGCUGUGGCAAUUAGAGCAAACAUACAGUUCUCAACUUCUUUGGCUUCUCCUGGUCCACAGGCUCUGUGUCCACUGGUCUUCCAUAAAACAUUGAGGAUAUUUGAUCAGAGAGCACUUCACCAGCAGCAAAAUCCCAUCCACAUUAUAAGGUGUUCUUUUUGUGGGAGAGGUGAGGAGAAAACAGGAGAUCACUUGCAGGAUAUAACUGACCGAAUUUCUUUUCUUUUCCUUGCAGGGGAUUACGUUGUCAUGACGAUUUUCUUUGUUCUGAGUAGGCGUAUGGGGUAUUUUACCAUUCAGACGUACAUUCCUUGCAUAUUGACAGUCGUCCUUUCCUGGGUCUCGUUCUGGAUUAAUAAAGAUGCAGUGCCCGCGAGGACAUCAUUAGGUAGCUACUCUCUUUGCAAACCCAUCUUCAUGUACGCUCCUGUAUGUGCUGUCAUGCAACAACAAAAAAAUGUUUUUUAAAAAUUAUACUCUCUCUCUGUGGCGUAGAAAAUUUAAUGAACAAGAAAAGAACUGGCUACUUUUCCAGUCUGCCCCUCCAACCCCCACCCCUUUGCUUGCCUUUUAAGAGAACCUGAACUCUUGGCUCAGCUCUAGUAAAGGUAAAGGUAAAGGGACCCCUGACCGUUAGGUCCAGUCAUGGACGACUCUGGGGUUGUGGCACUCAUCUCACUUUAAAGGCUGAGGGAGCCUGCAUGUGGCCAGCAUGACUAAGCCCCUUCUGGCAAACCAGAGCAGUGCAUGGAAAUGCCGUUUACCUUCCCGCCGGAGUGGUACCUAUUUAUCUACUUGCUUUCGAACUGCUAGGUUGGCAGGAGCAGGAACCGAGCAACAGGAGCUCACCCCAUCACGGGUAUUUGAACUGCCAACCUUCUGAUCGGCAAGCCCUAGGCUCUGUGGUUUAGACCACAGUGCCACCCGCAUCCCUCUCAGCUCUAGUAAAGACACACAAAGACUUCCCACAAAGGCAUCCAUCUGGUCUCAUUUUAAAACAGGAACCAUGCUGGCCAUAUGAGUAAGGCAUAUCUUGGAACAUUUGGUGACAACUAUAUACCUCUAGGUACCAAAUUCGGUCUUCUGUCCCCUGCUUUCACCCCAUCUGAGCUCCUUUGGACUUCCAAAUUAAAUAACUGAACGCAAUAGUGAUUUUAGGGACGCGGGUGGCGCUGUGGGUAAAACCUCAGCGCCUAGGACUUGCUGAUUGCAUGGUCGGCGGUUCGAAUCCCCGCGGCGGGGUGCGCUCCCGUCGCUCAGUCCCAGCGCCUGCCAACCUAGCAGUUCGAAAGCACCCCCGGGUGCAAGUAGAUAAAUAGGGACCGCUUACCAGCGGGAAGGUAAACGGCGUUUCCGUGUGCUGCGCUGGCUCGCCAGAUGCAGCUUGUCACGCUGGCCACGUGACCCGGAAGCUGUCUGCGGACAGCGCUGGCUCCUGGCCUCUAGAGUGAGAUGAGCGCACAACCCUAGAGUCUGUCAAGACUGGCCGUACGGGCAGGGGUACCUUUACCUUUAAUAGUGAUUUUAAUUGUUAAAUAGGUUGCUUUGUUGAGAAAACACCAUGUGAACAGGGUCAUCAGUCCUUUGUGCUGUUUGAGAAAAUGGUAAACGGAGGAAUAGGCACACAAUAAAGGUGAAAUCUAUAUUUAGCUGCAUUUUGUUUUUCAGCCACAAAGCCUUUUAUAGUAAAGCAUGAUCAAGCCUGUUAUGAAAAUACCCUUAAAACAACAAAUGUGAAGAAUGACCCAAAACCUAUGCAGCAACUUUUUCUAUAAUGAACGAAAUAGAAAAAUUAGUGGGGUGAAAACAUCUUUAGAGAUAUAUGCAACCUUAAAACAUAAAUAUGAGUACUGCUUUGAUAAUUCUGAGAAGUACACAGAGCCUAAUUGUGUGUGUGUGUGUGUGUGUGUGUGUGAGAGAGAGAGAGAGAGAGAGAGAGAGAGAGAAAGGAUGCCUACAGUAACAAUGCUUUCUUUUGCUUGCUUGCUUCUAUUUUUAUCCUGCAUUCCAGCCAGCAGCUUUGCAAAGUGACUGACCAAAAUAAUCCAGUUAAAACACUAAAAAUAUGUAACCAAAACCAGAAUUGGAUCUAUAUUUUCAUGAGUUUGCAUCCGUAUAGAACCAAAUUGUUAUUGCCUUUGGUAUCUACUUCACACAAACGUUUCCAUAGUUUAAUCAUCUCUAGAAUAUUAACACCUAACAGCAUACAGUCAUACCUUGAUUCUCGAACUUAAUCUAUUCCGGAAGUCCGUUCGAUUCCUGAAACCAUUCGAAAACCAAGGUGUGGCUUCCGAUUGGCUGCAGGAGCUUCCUGUACUCAAGUGGAAGCCGCGUUGGAUGUUCGGCUUCCGAAAAAUGUUCAAAAACUGGAACACUUACUUCCGGGUUGGUGGCAUUCGGGAGCUGAAUUUUUCAUCAACUAAGCCAUUCGAGAACCAAAAUAUUACUGUAAUCCUAUGUGUGUCUACUUAGAAGUAAGUCCGACUGAGUUCCUAAGAACCUUAUGAAGAGCCCCGCUAGAUCAAACCAAAGGUCUAUCUAGUCCAGCACUCACAGUGGGGGUUAUUCCCAGGUCAAGGGGGUCUAGGGUUACAGCCUAAGCAUUGCUGCAAGUUCUCUUGGUGACACCAUUUCUGUCAUUAUAUUUAUUUUUUAACAGGCAUCACCACUGUGUUGACCAUGACCACGCUGAGUACAAUUGCAAGGAAGUCCCUUCCCAAGGUUUCCUACAUAACAGCAAUGGACCUUUUCGUCUCUGUGUGUUUCAUUUUUGUGUUUGCUGCCCUGGUGGAGUAUGGCACCUUGCAUUAUUUCACCAACAACAAAAAGGGGGCCAAAGAGAAAGACAAGAAAUCAAAAAACAAGUCCUCAGUAAGUGUAAAUAGCUAGAGAAUUCUAGCAUUUUUUAUCUCCUCAGUCCUAACGUUUGAUUAUGAAGGAAAUGUUUCGGGAGCAAGCUUGCGGACCUGACAUUUUAGCAAACAACAAUGCUGUGCUUUAACGUUUACAGACAGGAUCCUUGGGAAUGCUUAAAUAAUGGUGUUGUAGUCUAACCUGAAUUCAACCUACGUCUUUAAUUUGAUACAAUCCUUGGGCAUAGCUGUCAACUUUCAGAUUUGAAAAUAAGGGAUUAGCAGUCUCGAAAAUAAGGGAUCAGCAGCCUCACUUGUCCCGGGGACAGUCUACGGGAUAUCUAACAAUCUGGGAUAGCAGCAGGAAGCAGCGGGAAAAGGCGCUGGAAUAAGGGAAUUUCCUGCAAAAAAAAGGGAAGGUUGACAGCUAUGUCCUUGGGUUGUAUGACGCUGGGUAAUAUCAUAGCUAGAAAUUCCAUUCCGUGACCAAGCAGAAGGGAAGAGUAUAGCAGGAAGAAAGGACAGGUACAUAGUCCUCCCAGUUCUCAUAUUGCAUGGGGAGUAGAAAAAAUCGAGGUCUGAUAUACUCUAAGGCAGGGAUGGGGAAACCUGUGACCGUCCAGAUAUUAUUGGACUCCAAAUCCCAUAAUUCUGUCUGGGAGUUCACAGGAGUGAAACACAACAACAACCAAAGGGCUGCAUGUUCCCCAACCAUGCUCUAAUGGGAUCUCUUCACAUCCCAGGAUGGAUUGUGCCAAUGGACUCCCAAAUUCUACAUCCUUGAUUGCAAGGAUGGGGGUGGUUGGGGCCAAGCCCAUUACUUUCUUCUGUAACAUUAAAACAGUUUAAAAAACUUUAUUAUUGAUAUCAAAAUUUACAAAGGAAAACCCAAAUUAAUCUCGUUUACAAAUUCAAUACUGACAAUAACACCAUUUAAAAUAUCACCCAUUCUUACAAAAUUCAGAACAAUUCAUUUUAGCCCAUUUCCCUCUCUCCUUUCUUUUCUUUUUUUUAAAAAAAACUUGGUAAGGUUUUAAUCCAAACCCAGUUUGUUGCCUAGCAGUCUUCCUGGAGUAGUGGGUCCAUCUCCAUUUCUGCAACCCUGCUAAGCAUGCCAGCCAGGAAGGAAGGAAGAUGGAGGUGGCGAAGGCCAGUCACGAGUAGACUCAGUGAAGUUAUGUGACGGCAGUGGAGCUGGCUUAGGACCCACCAACUCCUAGGCUGACUCAACGCCUCUGUUUGUUUUAUCCUGACAAGCAAACACCUCAGCAUUAGUCCCCAUAGCGGUGACAGCACCAUCUACUGGGUAUACAUUUUGUUUCUUAGAUUAGCAAAACACCUCCAUCUGUUCAUGAAAUUUUGUUUGCAACAACAACAUACUCAAAUUAUCUGUGAAUCAGCAGUUUGCUUAGUUAUGGGAGAGAUAGCCAUAGCAUGGGUCUGUCUCUGUUUAUGUCUUUGUAAUUAUAUCAAAAUAAUAUAUGUUCUACAGUGAGUCAAAUAGCAAAGAUGGAAAAAUGCUCACCCACUGGCGGAGGAAGAGGGGGCAGGCAGAGCGCACCAGCCCUGACACCACGAUCCCAAUGGGGUGCCAUCAUGGCUGCUCCCCCCCCACGGGUGGUGUGCCAUGCCCCUGGGAUGCGCGCCAGCCACACCCCCACUUGCUCUCCACUGCUGGUGCCAGAGCAUGAAGCUCCACCACUGACUUCAAGGUGACUAUCUGCCCAUCGGAUGGUGCAAAAAGGACUGUGCUAUUAGGCCAACCAUAUGCAUGUCUGUCCAUUUCCCACCCUGGAAAAAACUGCCCUGGGGGAGGAACUCAGUGUGAGUAUAGCAGGACAAUAUUCCUGCUCCAUGAUUGCAGUCAUGGGAUUUUUGUCUAUCCCAUGACGGUAUAUGUUUUGACUCCACAGAGUGGGAAGUGACAGAAACAGGAUGUUUGUGUUACUGUGUUUCGUGAAGUGGGACUAUUGUCCUUUGUUCCUUUUCUCUUUGCUAUCUGAUGCUAGAGAGAGAGGGAGCCAUGUUGCAGUGCUCUGUGUGUGUUUAUAUGUAAAUAAAGUAGAUUAGCCAAAAUGCUGAGAUGCUGAGUUGCUGAGGUCUUUUACGCGAACUGCACAAACUAUGCAGAUCCCUAAGUGUUCCGGUGUCUGUAUGCAUCGGUCACCAUGAUGUUCGGGCUGAAGAAAGCCUUUGAAGCUCCCAAACGAAAGACCAGAAGAGAGAGAACAUGCCAGUCGGGCAUGUGCCUCUGCCAGGGUCCUACUCAAGUGUAGGCCGAACUCCUGACAGUUCACUGUGGUGUCAGUACAUGAGCUGGUAUUUGGUCAUUGCAAAAGUAAGUGGAAAAGUUGUUCCACCAGGCUAUGAUCACAGGUGCCUGCCCUGUUUUGUGUGGUCCUGCAUGGUGCCCAUUUUCUAUAUAGGCUGUGCACAUACUCCCAUUUACUCCCGUGUGCUCUCCAGGGCUGGCUCAAUACAUUUUGCUGCCUGAGGCAAAUGGCACCCUUCCUCUAGGUACAAACAGAAGCCAACUGGACUUCUAGUUGAAUCUUACUCUAAUUCUGGCGAAAGGACAGUGUCUUCCACUGCAGUUGGGGACAGGAGGCUAGCGUAGGGGGUACAGGGCAGACUACAUAGCACUCCCACCUCCGUCCAGCCCCCAUGCCUCAGCAUGCUGCCUGAGGCAGCUGCCUCACUCUGCUUCAUCAUUGGGCCAGCCCCAUUGCUCCCAACACUAACUUGGAAAACUGUGAACACGUGGCAUUAGUCACAAUCCACAUCCAUCCUGUCGUUUCUUGUGAACUACUGCAUUUUAAUGCUUUCCCACUCAAAAACUGGCCUCGACCCAAAUGGAGAACUGCUCAUUGGCUAAAGCCAUCACCAUCCCAUCUCCACCCACUGAUGCAGAUACAUAGUGGACAACUUACAAUCAUUUCCAACCAUGCUCAUGGGUACAAUAAGGUGCAAAUGUAUAAUGGUACCUUGGGUUAAGUACUUAAUUCGUUCCAGAGGUCUGUUCUUAACCUGAAACUGUUCUUAACCUGAAGCACCACUUUAGCUAAUGGGGCCUCCUGCUGCUGCCGUGCCGCCGGAGCAUGGUUUCUGUUCUCAUCCUGAAGCAAAGUUCUUAACCCGAGGUACUAUUUCUGGGUUAGUGGAGUCUGUAACCUGAAGCAUAUGUAAGCUGAAGCGUAUGUAACCCGAGGUACCACUGUAGUUUCAAACACAGUGAAGAAAGAGGACCUCAUUGCAUGUUAAGCUUUGAAUGUGUACAGAGACAUAUUUUUAAAAAUCUGUUUGGUAUCUGGCUGGGGCUGGGGAGAGCCCUUUGUGUUAAGGGGUACAAACUAGAGCAGGUGGUGGAGGUGGCAGUUUUGGUCAAUAUAAAAGCAGAGCCCAAAGAAAGUUUUGGAGAGAUGUCUUCAGUUCUUUUCUAAGAAUGCAAUGACAGAUGAUUGCUGAACAUUGUGCUACAUACAUUUUGCAUACAGCACAGAAUUUUGAAGCUGGCUUUCAGUUUUUGCAACCUUGCUUAGUGAGAUAGAAAUCUCAGGUAAAUGUAUAUCAAUACUUGGCAGUCACACACUUGCACAUAAUUAUGUUCACUUCCACCAUUGAUUUUCGUGGUACUAAAUUUCCCAUAAGGUUGCCACUAGGAGCCAAAACAUAAUAAGCACUCUAGAUUUUUCCUUUUCUUCGUCUAUAUGCACUUCAGCUAGAGAGUAAUGAAGAACCCAUGCUUCUUCCAGUCCUCUAAUCAUUUUGAUAUUGUUUGAAAUUUGUCACAGGGUACCUGGGUGAUGUUCUGUAGUCAUUUUGUUAUGUUUGGAGAGAGCUCCUUUUUAUAUACCACUGUCUAAGUCACUCUAAAUAACAAUUACCAUUCGUCUCUUCAAUUAUUUUGAACUUCAAAAGAGACCAGUGCACAGAAACAUGAACAUUUAAUAAUCCCCAGAGGGUAAACAUACUAAAAUAUUAAUAUGGAGCAUAUCAUUAAGCAAUAUAUAAAUUUAGCCCUCUCCUAUAAAUAAAUAAGAAGUUACUUUUCGUUACUAUGAUGUUGAGAUUUUUUUAUAAAAAAUAUGGAAAUUCCCAAGCACCGUAAUAAAGGAUCACUGAACUGGAAUCAUGAGGACUGCAAAGAGCUUUCUGAAAUGGAAGAAUGGCUAAGUUAAGAAUUAGGACAGAAAGCAUAGUCUCAUAUUUAAUUCACUGUGCAUUAUAUCAAACCUUAAUGCUGAAACCAAUCUUUAGAGCAGCUUGAAUUCACCACAUUUUCACUUUCCAAACAGAGGGUUCUAUCUAAGCUCCAGUACACCCACUGAAUUUAAUGGACCUACCUUGCUCAUGCCCUCUAAUUUCAACAGAAUAAUAAUAAUAAUAAUAAUAAUAAUAAUAGUGUCACAAAGAGUCGGACACGACUAAAUGACUAAACAAUAAUAAUAAUAAAGCGAUAAAACAUCAGACAUUAAAAACUUCCCUAAACAGAGUUGCCUUCAGAUGUCUUCUAAAAGUCAGGUAGUUGUUUAUUUCCUUGACAUCUGAUGGGAGGGCAUUCCACAGGGCGGGCACCACUACUGAGAAGGCCCUCUGCCUGGUUCCCUGUAACCUUACUUCUCACAGUGAGGGAACCGCAAGAAGGCCCUCUGCGCUGGACCUCAGUGUCCAGGCUGAGGCAUGGGGGUGGAGAUGCUACUUCAGGUAUACUGGGCUGAGGCUGUUUAGGGCUUUAAAGGUCAGCACCAACACUUUGAAUGGUGCUUGGAAACAUCCUGGGAGCCAAUGUAGGUCUUUCAGGACCGGUGUUAUAUGGCCUUAGCGGCUACUCCCAGUCACCAGUCUAGCUGCUGCAUUACUCAUUAAUAUGAGUAAGGCUAAUGUUGAACACAACCCUGUGUGUGUAUUCGUUGCUGGUAAUUUUUAAAUUAUUGCCAAAGCAAACACCUAUUCUUUCAUUGCUUUCAUUGGACAGCUGCCCCAAACAGCACAAUCUGACGGGUGCCUACCAGAGAAAAAGAAGUACCCCAGUUCUGAUUUGUGCAUUAUUUCAUGCACGGAUAGCUCCCUGCACAAACUGGAAGAGCAGCUUCCAGGUGCCCUCUGUGCCAUCAGUGUAGUGGAGCAUCAUUUUGUGACGGUCCUUAGGUGUUUCCCCCUAAAUAUUUUUUGUAAUUCUGAAAACCUUUGGGUUAUCCCAGACUUACUGAUAUGCCCCUAUUGUGCACGGAUGGUACCACUUUUGCCACAUUGAGAUCCACAUAGGGAGAGAACUGAGAAUAUGAUAAUUCCAUGGAAAUAAUAGCAUUUAUACAAUGAAAUAAUGGCAGCAAUAAGAGCUCCUUUAAUGCUUUUUAUUAAAAAAACAAAAACUUGCAUAAAUUGUACAGGUACAGUUAACUAAUAUGGCCAUUUGGUAGUAGAGGAAUUAUACCCAUCUUUGAUGCCACCUCUUUUCUGCAACGCUUACGGUUCAGUUAAGGAGAUUAGAUUCUUUCUACUGGCAGAUAUCAUCGUUUAGUAACCAAUAUGUCAGAAAUGUGUCCCAUCCAAAACUUUUUAUAUCUUCACACAAAGAGGAAAUUAUCUGCCUGCUGUAUUAAAAUGUGUUUAAGCAUUGCAUUUUAACAACAUUGCAGAUGGUAACUGGCUCAGUUAGAUCCUAAACGCUACCAAGAAUGCUGAAAAAGCAGCUUGUAUGAAAAUACCUAUUUAAAAUUUAAUCAUAUAAUUUCAGUAAAUUUGAGUAGCUCUAAUGGUUGCUGGACUAUUUCAGCUCCAUUCCUGGGUUAUGAAUAGGCUUUGAAGACCUUCAUUCUGAGACACGGCACUAUCUCUGGAAAGUCAACAUUUCACAAACGCUUGGGUCUAAUAAUAUUGUAACUCAAGUUAUUAGGCUCCAUAUGAUUUGAUUCCUAAUCCUUGCGUUUAUAUUACCCUAUAAUCUCACGUAGACCUUGAGUUUCAUGAUGGAAGAAAAGUAGGAUGUAAACACACUUAAAUUAAACAAAUACAUCUUUAGCAUUAACCUUCCAUUAUUCUAGCAUUUGGUCUUUCGACAUGCGUGCAGUGGUACCUCGGGUUACAUACACUUCAGGUUACAUAUGCUUCAGGUUACAGACUCCACUAAUCCAGAAAUAGUACCUCGGGUUAAGAACUUUGCUUCAGGAUGAGAACAGAAAUUGUGCUCUGGCGGCGCGGCGGCAGCAGGAGGCCCCAUUAGCUAAAGUGGUGCUUCAGGUUAAGAACAGCUUCAGGUUAAGAAUGGACCUCCAGAACGAAUUAAGUACUUAACCCGAGGUACCACUGCAUUGGAUAGUGAAUUUAACCACAUACUUAUCUCUCUAAGGGGGACGCAGGUGGCGCUGUGGGUAAAACCUCAGCACCUAGGACUUGCCGAUCGCAUGGUCGGCGGUUCGAAUCCCCGCGGCGGGGUGAGCUCCCGUCGUUCGGUCCCAGCUCCUGCCCACCUAGCAGUUCGAAAGCACCCUUAAGUGCAAGUAGAUAAAUAGGGACCGCUUUAUAGCGAGAAGGUAAACGGCGUUCCGUGUGCUGCUCUGGUGCCGGUUUGCCAGAGCAGCUUCGUCAUGCUGGCCACGUGACCCAGAAGUGUCUGCGGACAGCGCUGGCUCCCGGCCUCUAGAGUGAGAUGAGCGCACAACCCUGGAGUCUGUCAAGACUCGCCUUUACCUUUACCUUUACCUUUAUCUCUCUAAAAAGUCUUACCCUUGAGCCUGUUAGGACCUAUUAAAACUGCACUGUUUUGCAGAUCUUGUUACUUACGAUUUUUGUUGUGAGGAAGGUCCCUUGCAUCCCACUUCAUUCUCUACUGGAACUAAUUUAUAUUUAUAUUUAUAUUUAUAUUUAUAUUUAUAUUUAUAUUUAUACAUACAUACAUACCCGACCCAUCUGGGUGGGUUUCCCCAGCCACUCUGGGCGGCUUUCAACAUAGCAUUAAAAACAGAAUAAAACCUCAAACAUUAAAAACUUCCCUAAACAGGGCUGCCUUCAGAUCUCUUCUAAAAGUCAGAUAGUUGUUUAUUUCAUUGACAUCUGAUGUGCCUACAGUAAAAUGUGCCUACAGCAAACUAUUUUAGGCAUGCAUAAUGCUCCUCCUUGGACAUUUAAAUAUAUGAACUGCAGUGAUACUGCUAAGUUCAGAAACAAUGCAUCAUCCACAUUAGGAAGAUAGCACUGAAGAUUUAGUCAAAACUUGAAGAAGUUAAUGAUAAAUAACGGCUUGGAGGACAAAUGAUGAAAGCAGAGCUGCUUAAUUGCUGGGAAACAAGCCCAGGUUUCCCCACAGAGUGUUCAUUUGACACAUUGUUUACUGCUGUGCACUGACAUGUGUACAUUUAGGUGUACACUUGAUGAUUUAGGUGUACACCAAACAGGGGUGGCAUGUUCCAUUUCACUGCUUGAGACCACACCUGCCACCACUUUCCGCUGCUACCACCUUCUGCCAUUCACUCUGCUUCAUCCACCACUGACAGAGAAGUGCCAUCGACACUGAUUUCAGGUCAGAUCACACAAACUUCGGGUGAGCUCUCACCUGAAACGGACAUGACCUUGCCCGAAAUGGGCACCAUUGUUGGCACUGCUUCUCCACCACUGGUGGAAGUGUCGGCGCAAGCGGGGUGCCCAUGGGAGCGGCAUCUCAGGGGUUUCUGCUGCCUGAGGCAGCAGGCCCACCCUGUCUAAUGGCUGGGCCAGCCUAGACACCAAAAAACAUAAUGUGUGAUGUGUUAGCAGGGUCGCUUGAAUAACAUAGAGUCCAGAGAGAAAAGAAGCUGAUAAUAAACUUCAUAACUUUAAUAACAACAACAACAACAACAACAACAACAACAAUAAUAAUUUUAUUUAUAUCCCGGCCUCCCCAGGCGAAGCUGGGGCUAACAACAAUAAAAGUAGCACAGUUUACAUAAAAUCACAAUCAAUUAAUUGAAAUGCAUUCCAAAAUCAAUUUAUUCUAUAAUCAAUUCAAAAUCAAAUUAAUGGCAACCAUAGAGUUCUAUGAGGAUUAUCAAAGGAGGGGGUCAGACUGUGCCUUGGCCAAAGACCUGGUGGAACAGCUCUGUCUUGCAGGCCCUGCAGAAAGAUGUCAAGUCCCGCAGGGCCCUAGUCUCUUGUGACAGAGCAUUCCACCAGAUCGGGGCCACGGCUGAGAAAGCCCUGGCUCUGGUUGAGGCCAGCCUAACCUCCCUGUGGCCCGGGAUCUCCAAGAUGUUUUUAUUUAAAGAUGUCCCCCCAUUGGGACAUACCAGGAGAGGCGGAUGAAGCAAUACAUCAUUUGAGGAGAAAUAAAACAGAGGAGAAAGGAACAUGACCAGGACAUUGGAAUAACUGACUAACCCUUGCUCUCAAUGAGGAGUUUGAAGGUGAAUUAAGUGGGGGUAGAGAGGUAGGGAAGUGGUGAUUCCUAAAGGAGUGGGGUUGAGAAGUUCAUCUCUUCUUUUCUCCUCUCUCCAUUGAACUUGACGGGCUUUUAACUAGUUCGUAAAAGCUGAGCCUUAGCCUGUUAUCAUUUUCUUUAGACUCCUGCACUUCCUGUCCGCCCUGGAUCAACAUUAAUUCCAAUCAACAAUCUCCGUCACCUUCAAGAGCAUCAUGGCAAUUAUGGAUAUGAGUGCCUUGAAGGGAAAGACUGCACCAGCUUCUUUUGUUGCUUUGACGACUGCCGCACAGGAUCGUGGAGAGAAGGACGAAUACACAUCCGCGUGGCCAAAAUUGACUCCUAUUCCCGAAUCUUCUUUCCCACAGCCUUCGCUUUGUUCAACCUUGUCUACUGGAUUGGUUACCUUUACCUAUAAAUGCCAGAUAUUUGACAAUCUUGAAAAAAGGGAUAACUGACACUGAAACACACCGCAGUAAAUAAGAUUAAAAGGUUAAAGCCCAGCG